AUGUUCUUAUAAGAAGCGCAGAACUCAGUGCAGAAGAGAGGAGACAGCGCUGAGACCAGAAGAGCAGACCUUAAAUAUUGUGUGCAGCAGGGUCGUUACAGCGGUGGGUGACUUUAUACAUGGUUCUGAGCGAAUAAGCAAAAAAGAUCUAAUUCUCUGUGUGAGUGUUGUGGAACUGCAGUUACUCCUUUAAUGCAUGUGUGCUUGUAUUUGUCCCGAUAGGUGUGUGAGUUGUCAGGUAGAGCGAUGACAAGUGACUGCCUUUAUGGUAUUGCUUGGUACAUCAUGGAUAUGCUUUGGAUCACCGCUGCUCUUUAUGAUAUUUACUGGAUACAAGCAGUUUCGUAAAUUACAUUUACUGGGCACAAUCAGUGUUGUGCUUUGCGGUUUCUGGUUGCAAGUUAUUCUGUGUUGCAUUGACUUCGCACAAUUCACACUCUAUAUGAAGCUUGUGGGGUACAUACAUGCAGUAUUGUAUAUUUAGUUUGUGCAAGAAGUUUACUGGGCACAACAAUACCAUACAAAGAGCCUACAGAAGGCUUUCUGGGCACAAGCAAAACUGUGAAUGGGAUGUGCUGUUGGGCACAAGCGGCAUUGCCCGUGGAAUGUGUUUGUACUGGGCACAAGCUGCACUUUCAGUAGAAAGUACUUGGCGCAAGCUGCCUUUUUAAUAGAAUGUGCUGGGCACAAGCUGCCCUGUUAAUAGAAUGUAUAGGGCACAAGCUGCACUGUUAAUAUAAUGUACUGGGCACAAGCUGCGCUGUUAAUAUAAUGUACUGGGCACAAGCUGCACUGUUAAUAGAAUGUACUGGGCACAAACUCUGCUGCUAAUAGAAUGUUCUGGGCACCAGCUGCACUGUCAGUAGAAAGUACUGGGCGCAAGCUGCCCUUUUAAUAGAAUGUGCUGGGCACAAGCUGCGCUGUUAAUAGAAUGUACUGGGCACAAGCUGUGCUGUUAAUAAAAUGUACUGGGCAAUAACUGCGCUGUUAAUAGAAUGUCCCGGGCACAAACUCUGCUGCCAAUAGAAUGUACUGGGCACAAGCUGCGCUGUCAGUAGAAAGUACUGGGCGCAAGCUGCCCUGUUAAUAGAAUGUGCUGGGAAUAAACUGUGCUGUUAAUAGAAUGUAUUGGGCACUAGCUGCACUGUUAAAAGAAUGUUCUGGGCACAAGCUGCGCUGUCAGUAGAAAGUACUGGGCGCAAGCUGCACUGUCAGUAGAAUGUGCUGGGCGCAAGCUGCCCUGUUAAUAGAAUGUGCUGGGCACAAGCUGCACUGUUAAUAGAAUGUACUGGGCACAAACUCUGCUGCCAAUAGAAUGUACUAGGCACAAGCUGCACUGUCAGUAGAAAGUACUGUGCACAAACUGCCCUGUUAAUAGAAUGUCCUGGGCACAAGCUGCGCUGUUAAUAGAAUGUACUGGGCAUAAACUGUGCUGUUAAUAGAAUGUAUUGGGCACUAGCUGCGCUGUUAAAAGAAUGUUCUGGGCACAAGCUGCACUGUCAGUAGAAAGUACUGGGCGCAAGCUGGCCUGUUAAUAGAAUGUGCUGGGCACACGCUGCGCUGUCAGUAGAAUGUACUGGGCAUAAACUGUGCUAUUAAUGGAAUGUACUGGUAACAAACUGCUGAAAUUAGAAUGUACUGGGCACAAGCGGCUCGGUCAGAAUGUACUGGGCACAACUGUGCUGCUAAUAGAAUGUACUGGGCAUAAACUGCAUUGUUGAUAGAAUGUAAAGGGCACAAGCUGCGUUGUUUACAGAAUGUACUAGGCACAAUCUGUGCUACUAAUAGAAUGUACUGGGCAUAAAUUGCACAGUUAAUAGAAUGUACUGGGCACAAGCUGUGCUGUUAGAAUGUACUGGGCAUAAACUGCUCUUCUAAUAGAAUGUACUGGGUACAGUCUGGGCUGCUAUUAGAGUGUACUGGGCACACACUGCGCUGCUAAUGGAAUGUACUGGUCAUAAAUAGCGCAGUUAAUAGAAUGUACUGGGCACAAACUGCAUUGUUUAUAGAAUGUACUGGGCACACACUGCAUUGUUUGUAGAAUGUACUGGGCACACACUGCGUUGUUAGUAGAAUGUACUGGUCACACACUGCGCUGUUAAUACAAUGAACUGGGCAAAAACUGCGCUGUUAAUAGAAUGUACUAGGACAAGCUGCACUGUUAAGAAAAUGUACUGGGCACUGACAGCGCUAUUAAUAGAAUGUACUGUUCACUAGCAGAGUGUUGCAUAUUAUGUACAGGAGCUGCACUGUAGUUGUGAUUUGGUGUACAAGAAACUGCAUGGAGUUUGGCAUAAUGCGAAGUAAAGGAAUUAUUGUGCAUGGAUUUUGUUGGGUACAAGCUGUGCAGAUAAUGUGCUGGGCAAAAGAAGGGCUGUGUGGAUAGUGUGCCAGGUACAAGGAAGGCUUUGCAGAUAAUGUGCCGAGCACAAGGAGGGCUGUACAGAUAGUGUACCGGGCACAAUGAGAGCUGUGCAAAUAGUGUGCCAGGCGCAAGGAGAGCUGUGCAGAUAGUGUGCCGGGUGCAAGGAGGGCUGUGCGGAUAGUGUGCUGGGCGCAAGGAGGACGGUGCAGAUACUGUGCUGGGCACAGGAGGGCUGUGUGGAUAGUGUGCAAGGUACAAGGAGAGCUGUGCAGAUAAUGUGCUGUGCACAAGGAGGGCUGUGCGGAUAGUGUGCCGGGCAAAAGGAGAGCAGUGCGGAUAAAGUGCCAGGUACAAGAAGGACAGUGCGGAUAGUGUGCCGGGCACAAGGAGGGCUGUGCGGAUAGUGUGCCAGGCACAAGGAGGGCUGUGCGGAUAGUGUGCCGGCACAAGGAGGGCUGUGCGGAUAGUGUGCCGGGCACAAGGAGGGCUGUGCGGAUAGUGUGCUGGGCACAAGGAGUGCUGUGCGGAUAGUGUGCCAGGCACAAGGAGUGCUGUGCGGAUAGUGUGCCGGGCACAAGGAGAGCUGUGCAAAUAGUGUGCCGGGUGCAAGGAGGGCUGUGCGGAUAGUGUGCUGGGCGCAAGGAGGGUGGUGCAGAUACUGUGCCGGGCACAGGGAGGGCUGUGUGGAUAGUGUGCAAGGUACAAGGAGAGCUGUGCAGAUAAUGUGCUGUGCACAAGGAGGGCUGUGCGGAUAAAGUGCCGGGUACAAGAAGGACAGUGCGGAUAGUCUGCAGGGCACAAGGAGGGCUGUGCAGAUAGCGUGCCAGGCACAAGGAGGGCUGUGCGGAUAGUGUGCCAGGCACAAGGAGGGUUGUGCGGAUAGUGUGCCAGGCACAAGAAGGACAGUGCAGAUAGUGUGCCAGGCACAAGGAGGGCUGUGCAGAUAGUGUGCCGGGCACAAGGAGGGCUGUGCAGGUAGUGUGCCGGGCACAAGGAGUGCUGUGCAGGUAGUGUGCCGGGCACAAGGAGGGCUGUGCGGGUAGUGUGCCAGGCACAAGGAGGGCUGUGCGGAUAGUGUGCCAGGCACAAGGAGGGCUGUGCGGAUAGUGUGCCAGGCACAAGGAGGGCUGUGCGGAUAGUGUGCCAGGCACAAGGAGGGCUGUGCAGAUAGUGUGCUGGGCACAGGGAAGGUUGUGUGUAUACUGUGCCAGGCACAGGAAGAGCUGUGUGUAUGCUGUGCCGGGCACAGGAGGGGCUGUGCGAAUACUGGGCUGGGCAGAGGGAGGGCUGUGCAGAUAAUGUGCCAGGCACAGGGAGGGCUGUGCUGGCACAAACUUUCUGUAGCAUUACCAGUGUGUGGCAUUUAAUGGGCACAAUUAGUGCUCUCUGCUAGAUUUAGAUAUUGUUUACAGGCUAAGGCCUAAAAUCUUUAUUUUCCCACAAUAUUAAAUGUACUAAAUAAACCUCUCUGCAGUGAGAGGUGGCCAUGUUGCUUCUUUAAUUAUGGCCUCUUAAACACACAGGCUGCAAAGCAGCAAUGACUUUACUGAAGCACUGAAACGUUUGUUUCCCAUGCGUCCCCAAUAAAAUGAAGCAAGCUAGUAUCAGAUGACUACAGUAAAUAUAGUGUAACUCGAGAUAUUUAUAUUUCUUCUUGCGAGGUGCCUGGAUGGCUGCAUGGUGUUACAGAGCAUUAUGUACGGCACAGGGUACAGGUUGGGUAUAACUGGCCCAGGCUGUAAGCUGCUGAUCCUGGGUGUUUUACAAUACUAAAGAGUAAUAAUAAUAGAGUACCUUUAGGUGAUUGCGGAAAAUUUAUUUAUAAAUUCAUUUUUGUUGAGAGGGUGCAAAGUUUUUUUUUGUUAAUGAUUAUUAUUUUUUAUUUACGUAUUUAUUUAAACGUGCAUGAAUUAAAUAUUUACAUGUAUAGUAACCUGUAACUGUAGCAGUGUAAAAUAUAUUACACGGCUACACUGAAUGGGAGCUAUUAAUGGACUCUUACACUGCUACACUGAAUGGGAGCUAUUAAUGGGCUCUUACACUGCUACACUGAAUGGGAGCUAUUAAUGGGCUCUUACACGGCUACACUGAAUGGGAGCUAUUAGUGGGUACUUACACAGCUACACUGAAUGGGAGCUAUUAAUGGGCUCUUACACGGCUACACUGAAUGGGAGCUAUUAAUGGGCUCUUACACUGCUACACUGAAUGGGAGCUAUUAAUGGGUACUUACACUGCUACACUGAAUGGGAGCUAUUAAUGGGCUCUUACACUGCUACACUGAAUGGGAGCUAUUAAUGGACUCUUACACUGCUACACUGAAUGGGAGCUAUUAAUGGGUACUUACACUGCUACACUGAAUGGGAGCUAUUAAUGGGCUCUUACACUGCUACACUGAAUGGGAGCUAUUAGUGGGCUCUUACACUGCUACACUGAAUGGGAGCUAUUAAUGGGCUCUUACACGGCUACACUGAAUGGGAGCUAUUAAUGGGCUCUUACACUGCUACACUGAAUGGGAGCUAUUAAUGCGUACUUACACUGCUACACUGAAUGGGAGCUAUUAAUGGGCUCUUACACUGCUACACUGAAUGGGAACUAUUAAUGGGUACUUACACAGCCACACUGAAUGGGAGCUAUUAAUGGGCUCUUACACUGCUACACUGAAUGGGAGCUAUUAAUGGGCUCUUACACUGCUACACUGAAUGGGAGAUAUUAAUGGGCUCUUACACUGCUACACUGAAUGGGAGCUAUUAAUGGGCUCUUACACGACUACACUGAAUGGGAGCUAUUAAUGGGCUCUUACACUGCUACACUGAAUGGGAGCUAUUAAUUGGCUCUUACACUGCUACACUGAAUGGGAGCUAUUAAUGGGCUCUUACACUGCUACACUGAAUGGGAGCUAUUAAUGGGCUCUUACACGGCUACACUGAAUGGGAGCUAUUAAUGGGCUCUUACACUGCUACACUGAAUGGGAGCUAUUAAUGGGUACUUAUACUGCUACAUUGAAUGGGAGCUAUUAAUUGGUACUUACACUGCUACACUGAAUGGGAGCUAUUAAUGGGUACUUAUACUGCUACAUUGAAUGGGAGCUAUUAAUUGGUACUUAUACUGCUACACUGAAUGGGAGCUAUUAAUGGGUACUUACAUUCCUACACUGAAUGGCUGCUAUUAAUGGGCUCUUACACGGCUACACUGAAUGGGAGCUAUUAAUGGGUACUUACACUGCUACACUGAAUGGCUGCUAUUAAUGGGUACUUACACUGCUACACUAAAUGGCUGCUGUUAAUGGGCUCUUACACUGCUACACUGAAUGGGAGCUAUUAAUGGGCUCUUACAUUGCUACACUGAAUGGGAGCUAUUAAUGGGAUCUUAAAUUGCUACCCUGAAUGGCUGCUAUUAAUGGGUACUUACACUACUACACUAAAUGGCUGCUGUUAAUGGGCUCUUACAUUACUACACUAAAUGGGAGCUAUUAAUGGGCUCUUACACUGCUACACUGAAUGGGAGCUAUUAAUGGGCUCUUACAUUACUACACUGAAUGGCUGCUAUUAAUGGGUACUUACACUGCUACAUUGAAUGGGAGCUAUUAAUGGGUACUUACACUGCUACACUGAAUGGGAGCUAUUAAUGGGUACUUACACUGCUACACUGAACGGGAGCUAUUAAUGGGUACUUACACUGCUACACUGAACGGGAGCUAUUAAUGGGUACUUACACUACUACACUGAAUGGGAGCUAUUAAUGGGAUCUUACACUACUACACUGAAUGGGAGCUAUUAAUGGGAUCUUACACUACUACACUGAAUGGGAGCUAUUAAUGGACUCUUACACUGCUACACUGAAUGGGAGAUAUUAAUGGGUACUUACACUACUACACUGAAUGGGAGCUAUUAAUGGGAUCUUACACUACUACACUGAAUGGGAGCUAUUAAUGGGUACUUACACUACUACACUGAAUGGGAGCUAUUAAUGGGAUCUUACACUACUACACUGAAUGGGAGCUAUUAAUGGGUACUUACACUACUACACUGAAUGGGAGAUAUUAAUGGGAUCUUACAUUGCUACACUGAAUGGGAGCUAUUAAUGGGUACUUACACUGCUACACUGAAUGGGAGCUAUUAAUGGGUACUUACACGGCUACACUGAAUGGCUGCUAUUAAUGGGCUCUUACACUGCUACAUUGAAUGGCUGCUAUUAAUGGGAUCUUACACUGCUACACUGAAUGGGAGCUAUUAAUGGGCACUUACACUGCUACACUGAAUGGGAGCUAUUAAUGGGAUCUUACAUUGCUACACUGAAUGGCUGCUAUUAAUGGGAUCUUACACUACUACACUGAAUGGAAGCUAUUAAUGGGAUCUUACACUGCUACACUGAAUGGGAGCUAUUAAUGGGCACUUACACUGCUACACUGAAUGGGAGCUAUUAAUGUGCUCUUACAUUGCUACACUGAAUGGCUGCUAUUAAUGGGAUCUUACAUUACUACACUGAAUGGCUGCUAUUAAAGGGUACUUACAUUGCUACACUGAAUGGGAGCUAUUAAUAGGAUCUUACACUACUACACUGAAUGGGAGCUAUUAAUGGGCUCUUACACUGCUACACUGAAUGGGUGCUAUUAAUGGGUACUUAUACUGCUACACUGAAUGGGAGCUAUUAAUGGGUACUUACACUACUACACUGAAUGGAAGUAUUAAUGGGCUCUUACACUGCUACACUGAAUGGCUGCUAUUAAUGGGCUCUUACACUGCUACACUGAAUGGGAGCUAUUAAUGGGCUCUUACACUGCUACACUGAAUGGGAGCUAUUAAUGGGUACUUACACUGCUACACUGAAUGGGAGCUAUUAAUGGGUACUUACACUACUACACUGAAUGGAAGUAUUAAUGGGCUCUUACACUGCUACACUGAAGGGCUGCUAUUAAUGGGCUCUUACACUGCUACACUAAAUGGGAGCUAUUAAUGGGCUCUUACACUGCUACACUGAAUGGGAGCUAUUAAUGGAUACUUACACUGCUACACUGAAUGGGAGCUAUUAAUGGGUACUUACACGGCUACACUGAAUGGCUGCUAUUAAUGGGCUCUUACACUGCUACAUUGAAUGGCUGCUAUUAAUGGGAUCUUACACUGCUACACUGAAUGGGAGCUAUUAAUGGGCUCUUACACUGCUACACUGAAUGGGAGCUAUUAAUGGGAUCUUACAUUGCUACACUGAAUGGCUGCUAUUAAUGGGAUCUUACACUACUACACUGAAUGGAAGCUAUUAAUGGGAUCUUACACUGCUACACUGAAUGGGAGCUAUUAAUGGACUCUUACACUGCUACACUGAAUGGGAGCUAUUAAUGGGCACUUACACUGCUACACUGAAUGGGAGCUAUUAAUGGGCUCUUACAUUGCUACACUGAAUGGCUGCUAUUAAUGGGAUCUUACAUUACUACACUGAAUGGCUGCUAUUAAAGGGUACUUACAUUGCUACACUGAAUGGGAGCUAUUAAUGGGCUCUUACACUGCUACACUGAAUGGGUGCUAUUAAUGGGUACUUAUACUGCUACACUGAAUGGGAGCUAUUAAUGGGUACUUACACUACUACACUGAAUGGAAGUAUUAAUGGGCUCUUACACUGCUACACUGAAUGGCUGCUAUUAAUGGGCUCUUACACUGCUACACUAAAUGGGAGCUAUUAAUGGGCUCUUACACUGCUACACUGAAUGGGAGCUAUUAAUGGGUACUUACACUGCUACACUGAAUGGGAGCUAUUAAUUGGAUCUUACAUUGCUACACUGAAUGGCUGCUAUUAAUGGGCUCUUACACUGCUACACCGAAUGGGAGCUAUUAAUGGGCUCUUACAAUGCUACACUGAAUGGCUGCUAUUAAUGGGUACUUACACUGCUACAUUGAAUGGGUGCUUUUAAUGGGCAUGUAAAAUAUGAAUACUUGGUGUGGAAUUUGCUCUGUAAUACAGGGUUUGUUGUAUUGCUGAGCAUGAACACAGGAAGGUUGCCUGUUAUGCAUCACAUAUACAUUGUAGUACUGUAGCGGAGAGCAGUGGUAGCAGGGCUUCUUCUCCGCUGGUUACACCAAUAGCUAUUCAGGAACAAGCUGGAAACUUCAAGACAGCAGGCAUAAAUACAAGAUAAUCCACGAAUAUCCCAUCACCCUUCCCAAUAACUGGACGACACUCAGUAUUAGGAGCAGAACUGAUCCUUUAAUGGCCAGGCUGGCCUUUUAUGCAGGUUUUGCCCUAAAGGUUACCACCCAGGUGGACCUUGUGGGGCACCAAUAAAAAUAUACAUCAACCAGUAAAAACAGAGUUAAGUCACAAGAAACUCCCAUACACUGUAUACAAUCCCUCUCCUCUGCUCAGGGGAUAAUUGAGUUAAUUACUGUAUCAACUCAGUUAUCCCAAAAUAAAUAAAAUCAUACGUUUCACACUUUUCUGAAAACACUCCAAGAACAUAUCAUACAUUCAUAAUUCCAGCAUCCCCUGAUAGCCCCGAUCUGGUGGAGCAACAUACUGAAAAUUCACCCAGAUCGGUUCAGAGGUUCAAAAGUUUUAUAGAGGUCUUUUACCGUUCUACCGACCGCACACGAGGUGUAAGCCGAGAAUAGUUCCAUGAGUUUUGGCCGUGGAUUCGGUCUCCAUUACUGAGCUUGAAAUGUAUGAAAAUGUAUAACAGAAUGGUUUGUAUCUUUGUUCAUUUAUUCCCCUCAUUCGUAUGACUCUUUUCACCGAACGCAACCCUGUUCUCUUGAUUUCCCACCAACUUUUGCGAGGAUGGAAGUCUCUGCGAUGUUCGUGCUGUCGUGUGUCCGAUUUGGGUUCCAGACACUCGACGACCAAACACCGCUGGUGCAAUUCGCAUGUAAAGAUGGCCGCCACCAUGUGUUCAUAUGCUGAACGGCGGCCACCCAGGGAACACCUAGUUAGUUUGUGCGGUUGGCAAUUAAAGUAGUGUGAAUACAGUUAGGGAGGUCAAUUGAUGCCACUCUCCUCUCCUGGGUGGCCUGGUUGUUCGGGAGUUUGUUUGUUUGUCGAACAAUAUGGUGUACAAUAGUUGAAAUAGGAUUCCUACCGAACAACCAGACGAAUGAGAGUUAAUAUUACAGUGUUACUUGGAUCUUCAUGUAACCAACAGGGCAAGUAACUGAAAUAUAGUAACAAAUAUGGUGGUUGGACAGCCCUCAGCAAAAGGAAGGUACUGUGGCAAAGCCCAUUCCGCUACAAGUACUAUCUGUUUGGUAUAGGGAGAAAUGCACACUGCAGUACUUUUAGUUUGGCUUUACUGUAUACAUGUGUUGAAGUGAUAGUUGUUUGGUAUUACUUGCCAUGUACAUUGCAACACUGGCUGUAUGGUGUUACUGGUUUUAUAAUAUACAAUUCCUAUAAUUAUUUUUGCUAGGAAGUAGUCCAAGAUGUUUAAAGCCUACCUCCCAACUGUCCCAAAUUUUGGCCACAAAUCCCUUUAUUGCUGGUGUGUCUGAGUGUAUAACAGAGCUCCACAGCAAUAUUACAGUAAAUGUGUUUAGAAAUCAGUCUGUGUAAAUACGAUACAUUGUUCUUGUUCUAAAUUACAUUUUAGUUUUUAAAUUAUUAGUAAAAUCACCUAAAAUAUCUCAAGCCACACCCUCAGCCACUAUCUCAAAUUAAAGUAUAUCUGUGCCUUUGAAUGUUUGGUGUGUGACUGAUAUUUCUGAGCAUAUCCAAUACUGUCUGUGCAGUAUUACUGGUCAUGUAGGUUGUAACACUGCAAGUGUGGUGUAACUGGUUGCAUACAGCGUUAUACUAGCUUCACGUGUACAUACAAUGCUUCCGGUUUAACUGUCCAUGUUUGCUGCUGCAAGUGGUGUGUGGUAAGAUUGAUCACAUAUAUUAUUAUUAUUGGUAUUUAUAUAGCGCCAACUAAUUCCGCAGCGCUUUACAAUAUUACGAAAAGGGGGGAAAUUUACAAUACAUGAGACAAUUAUACAGUGACACAGGAACAAUAGGUAGGUGAGGACCCUGCUCAUAUGAGCUUACUCCAGUAUUGUCUUUGUGGUAUUAUUGGGCACAUAGAAAGUGAUACUGACUGUCACGUAUUAUUGAAAAGGCAAAAUUGGCAGCUGGCCAGAGUGGAUGAAAUGGUGCAAGGGUUCCCAGCUUUUCUUACAUCCUGACCACGGUAAUGGCUGAGAUACAGAUACCUGGCGGCAUACAGGUAGUAAGGAGCAUGUGCCAUAAUCACAGACCAUAAGGGAAGCUUGCAAAGAAGUCACACAGCUUGCUGGUGGGCCUCACAGGAACCUGAUGUUGGUGGAGAGACUGAAGGAACAGAGAUUCAGACAGGUAUACAAAAUUAACCUGUCUUUAAAUUAUAAUUAUUGAUCAAUUAUUUCAGGUAAUGAUUAGCGUACGGUCAGGAGGGAGAUGCGAACAAUGACUUGGGAGAGAGUGCUUUGCUCUGAGUUUAUUGUAUGAGAGAGAUGUAUGGAUCAAACUUCAUACAGAUUUGCAAUGUUAUCAGGCAGUUUUAUGAGACUAUUUUAUGCAGUGCUGGGGAACUAAAGAAUGACGACUUGUCAGACAUGAUAUAGAUUGUCUGAUCACAAUGAUCUUUGUAACAGUACCUAAAUUACACAAAUUACACAAUUCCCACCUAUCCAUCAAAGCAAAUUCAAAUGGCACACUGUCCGCAGUCCACUCUUUCAAAUACUUGGUAUGAUGUUAGACCCCAAUCUAUCUUUUGGCCUGCACAUAGAAAAGCUUGCAUCUAAACUUUAUCCAAAAAUAGGUGCCCUGUACAGAAACAAAUCCUGCCUAAGCCCUACAGUAAAGGAAAAGAUUGUACAGCAAAUGCUGAUGCCAAUCAUUGAUUAUGGGGAUGUAGUGUAUGCAUCUGCAUCGCAAUCCCACAUUAAUAAACUGAAUACAUUGUAUAACUCGUUCUGCCAAUUUGUGCUACAAUGUAAUUACAGGACCCACCAUUGUGACAUGCUAAAAGAAUUAAACUGGCUGUUGCUGGAAUCCAGACGCACCCUUCAUCUUUCCAGCCUUGUGUUUAAGAGUUUUUCUGGGAAACUCCCACCCUACCUGAACAAAAUGCUUUCCCCAGCUGUUCCCACUUCCUAUAACCUCCGAUCCAGUACCAACACUUUACUUAGUCUACUUCAAUACAAAAAGAAAGCGGCCCAAUCCUCCUUCUCCUACAGAGCACCGCAAUUGUGGAACGACCUCCCGUACAAUUUAAAAUCUUCCCUAAGCCUAAAGUAAUUUAAGAGAUCCCUCUCUACAUACCUAAAAACAGAAUGCACCUGUCAUGGUUGAUUAUAUAUUACAUUUUGUAUUUAUUGUGUAUUAAUAUUGUUUUUGUAUUUUAUUGUACCCUAAUGUAACAAUGCAAUGAUUUGUGGACCCAGGACAUACUUGAAAAUGAGAGAAAUCUCAAUGUAUCUUUCCUGGUAAAAUAUUUUAUAAAUAUAAAUAUAUAUCUUUCCCACAUGUGAUAAGACCUAGCUGAUCCUGGUAGACAUUGAGCCAAGUAAGCCUGAUGAUCUUUCAACAUCAGAACAGUCACGUUGUAAUUUAAAGUCUUAAGGCACUUCACAUAAGGAAAGGUUAAAGGGAUACUAUAGUCACCAGAACCAUUGCUGCCUAGUGGCAGUCACUUGGAAUGUCACGGAGUACACGCUCAACAUACAUCUAACGUUGAGAUUGUUUUCUGCGUGGAGUAACACUGUAGAAAGCCACAAAACUGUGUAUGGUGCUUGGAGUGUCCCAUUAAUGUAACAUGAAAUCUUGGCAUUACAUAUCUUCAAUGUCAACACUAUAAUGAAGGUUGGAAAGCCACAUUGCCUCUUGAAGCUGCCCAUAAAGAUCAAAGAUCAGUGAUAUUGGACAUUGUUUUUUGUUUAAUGUAUUCAGGUCCUUUUAGUCUGUGCUGUAUAUCUAGAAACUACCACUAUAAAAUUGUUUAAAGUAAGCAGGGCCCUCAAUGCUGCCUUUUCCUGUGCCUUCACCUGAUGUUGUUUCCAAUAUUUGUCUGUUAGUCCACCCAUUGUACAGGGCUGCGGAAUUUGUUGGUGCUUUAUAAAUAAUAAUAACAAUAUAAAAAGGCUCUGUCACUUCUUUGUAAUAACUGUUAUAGCCUACUCACUCCCUUGUUUAUCCUGUCAUUUUUUUAAAAAUUUGUUUUCUUCAAUAUUUUGCCUUUUUGCAAAGUUAUAGAUAAGGAAAAGUCAUGAGCAGAGGUUGACUAAGGGUGGUGAUUUAGUCACGCUCCACGGUCUUUGUCAGUUUUGCAAUUGGCUGGCAUAGGUAUUCACCUCACUUAGUGUUCAGCAUUUUGGGGGGAAGAUUUAUCAAAAUGGUGUGUUCUGAAAAAUGGUGCAAAGUGCUAAAAGGUGGGGGUUCACAGUGGAAAUCAGUAGGACAAGCAGGCCCCUUUCUUUGUAAAUCAUUCCCUUUUACAUCUUUCCACGACUUUUAUAGAGCACAGCACGGUGAUAAAGUUCCCCGUUGUAUAGCACUUGAGACUUUACAAAGUAGUUUCACCAUUAUAUUUAUAGUACAAUUGUGCAUGCAAUUGGGUAACAUGAUUUCAAAGACUGAUACCUGUAAUUUCCGUUGACACAAUAUGUCAAUACCGAAAAAACAAAAGUCAACAACAAAAUAGGUAAAACUAACUGAAAUUGUGGCUCAGCAGAUAUAUGAAAGCAUAACUGUUCCAAAACCAUGGAACAUUCUAGUGUCUCCUGCAUAUUUUUCGGAGUAAAGUUAGGGAGAAGGUAGAUUUUUGUGACUAAAAACACAAAAUUGUAAGCCACCCUAACAUUUAAUUAUUAUUCUAGGUUAGGUUUGUGAUACUUCUCUAUUGGAAUGUAAUGUUAUGUUUUGCCCUAUCUUAAAGGGACACUAUAGUCACCAGAAUAACUACAGCUUAUUGUAUUUGUUCUGGUGAGUAGAAUCAUUCCCCUCUGGCUUUUUGCAGUAAACACUGUGUUUUCAGAGAUAAUACAGUGUAUACUUUACAGCCUAGGGAUAACUCCACUGGCCACUCCUCAGAUGGCUGCUAAAGGUGCUUCCUGGGGCAGUGCUGCAUAUUGUGCAGUCCUGCAAUUCAGUGUCUCCGCCCUCUGCAUGCAGACACUGAACUUUCCUCAAUUCAUCUCUAUGAGGAUAUGCUGAUUGGCCAUGUCUGUGUUUGAUGUGUGCUAGCUUUGACCCUGAUCUGCCUCCUUGACAGUCUCAGCCAAUCCUAUGGGAAAGCAUUGCGAUUGGCACAAAACAACACUUCUGAUGAUGUCCGCAGACAGCAGGCAGUUUAGGGGCAGAAGCAGCAGCUGCAGACUUUAUACAAGUAAGAUUUUACUAUAUUUAGGAAGGCAAGUGGGAGGCAAGGGACGGUGGGCUGGAUGGUGGUUUUAACACAAUAGGGACAGGAAUACAUGUUUGUGUUCCUGACCCUAUAGUGUUCCUUUAACUGUUCAUAUGCAGAGUUUAUAGCAUAGGUUUUGAGUGGGAGAGAGUUGUCUGGUGCAUCUGAAGGCAUUGAAUUGAUGGUCAUUAUGGCUUUUGCAGUUUGAGAUAUUGGUGGAAUUUUGACCCGUGGAAUUUUGCUGGUUAAGUAACAGACACAACCAUAUUGUGAAUAUACUGACUGCAAAUAAAGAGCCGAAUUGCAGGAGCAUUGCAGGCAGAUCCGCAACUAAUACCUCUGUCAGAUCAGAAUCAAAGUCGGCUAAUAAAGUGCGCCUUCUUUUCAUCACCAUACAAUAUUUACGGCUUUACUCGUUCAUACAAAUUACCUGUAAAUACUGUACCUUCUGUUACAAGAAAUAGCAAACCGACCGGUUAGUGUCUAACCAGUGUUUGGACUAACUGUUGGUUUCCAAACACUGUCUGACCCAUGGUACAGCUAUAUGGCUGAAGGAUCCUGUCAUAUACUAAAGAUAGGGAUGAGUUGUAUACAAAAAAAAAAAAAAUCCUUUAUUAGUAAGUCGUUUUAAGUUGACAGUUGUCCUUUAAGGUACUUCAGAGGUUGUGUUGCACAGUCAGUCUAUACAUUGAUACAUUUUGUGUAUAAUGUAUGGAUUUUGGAGUCCAGGGGGUCCCAGAUUAUUUUUGAUAAUUUGUUUAGUGAACUACUUUGAAUUGAGUCACAUUUAUCGCAUUUGUAUGUGCAGUUAAGACACCUUCAUUUUGCAUUUGGCUUUAUAUUCAGUUAAUGUGUGUUUGUUUUUGUUUUGUAUUUUUUUUAUACUUCUUUUGUAUAUUUGUUUAUUUGUGUAAAUGUUUUUUCCUUUUAUUCCAUUUAGAUAACCUUCCUUUCUUUGCAAGAUGAUUAACUCCAUCUCUCACGCGUUGGUGAUUUUAGGUAAGCAACUUUUUACCUUGCCCUCCGAAAAUAAAAUUAAGUUGAAACAAUCUAAAACAUCAUAGAAACAUAGAAUGUGACGGCAGAUAAGAACCAUUCGGCCCGUCUAGUCUGCCCAAUUUUGAAAUACUAAUAAUAAUAAUGUUUGGCACAUUCAGUGCUUUUCAUCUAAAAUCCAAUAUUGUUACAUGAAGCAAAGUUUUUUUUGUUUUUUUACUAAUAAUUCCUGCUUAAUGGGACAUUCCAAGCUCCACAUUCAUCACAGCAUGCUACUGUCAACAAUGUAACCAUUUUCAGCAGUGUGACACUUGUUAGGGUCACCUGGCCGCCUUCUGGUCUUUUACCUCUCCACAGAUAGCACCAAAGUAAUAGCAAUAUCAGUUCUGUCUGUCUUUAGAUGGUAUUCAUUUCAUGGAAGCCAAUGAUUCUCAUCCCAAGCUCGGACAGUACUGAUAUUGCCAAUGUGACCAUGGGUGCUUGGAAGAGCCAGGUAGGUAUUCAAAAAUGGCUUGACUCUUAUCUGUGAGACAUUACCAGGGAAAUUCUGGCACCAUGCUGUUCAGCCUGUCAUAACUGUUUCACAUGUGUGCAUAUUAUUUCCUUAUGCAAAAUAAUCAUGUAUUUUUAUGUACAUGAGUGGGCCACAAUCUUUUACAGUCUGUUUGAUUUAUUGAUGACACCCAUCUUCAGGCCUCAACUACCCCUUGCCCCCACAUCACUGCUUCUCAAAGCAGGAUGCUCCUUCCUGACACUUAUAUGCCAGCUUCGUUGUCAGUGCAUUGGCAACCUGUCACUAAAUUCCUAUAUUUUUGGUGAUGUCCUAAACACUCCUCUAAUCACAAGCAGAGAAUUGUAACAGAACUACAUCCCACAGCUGUGCCUCUACUGUAGAUGUUAUAAAGGAGGGCAGGAGAACCACCUGUCUAUUAACUCUAGCCUUCAUCCUGUGUUUUUGGCAUAGCCAUGUAUGCAGGGAAUUGAUGAGGGCAGGAGACCCUAAUAUUGUGAGCUUUUUUUCAUCUCAGUGUUGUCACAGUCCACAAGAAUCCAUCACUAGUGAGAUAUGGCUUCCCUCAAAUGGAGAUGUAGCACCAGUCCUAAAUUCCCCAGUUAUGGCUCUUCCUCCUUCGGAACUGAUUGGACUUUAUUGAGCUUUGCAACUUUUAUUGUUUUCCACUUUAGUCAAGGUUUUCUGUCAAUAAAAUGUCAACCCUGGAAAAGCAUUAUCAAAAUGAAUAUGGGAUGGAGAGCGACCUGGGCAAGCAACAGGGCUUUCUUGGAGAGAACUAUGCCUGGCCAGCCAAUUGGGUUACGAUAUGUCUAUAUUUGAAACUCUGCUAACUCAUGGCUACCUAAAUGUGGCAUUUGUAAUUGGAAGCAGACCCUGUAAGUGAAAUGUGCUGUUUAGUAACUGCUGCCUAUUUUAGCCAUUGCUUGCCUGCUAGUUGACUACUCUAUGCACAGUGCCAUUCUGUGACUUCCCAACACAUUAUUAAAGCUAAGAAUGGGGAGGUGGGCUAGUUAUGUAAACACAUUGUAUGCCUUGUGCAUUGGCAAUGCCUGCCCCCUCAUUGUCUGCCAUUUCAAUAUGUUCACAGUAAUAGGCAAACUGCCUCUGAUGCUGUCCCUAUGCCAUAGCAGUUUCCUUCUCUUCCAUUAAUACUAUUAACCUCUACUCUACCUGCUCGCAAAGCCUGUCCUCAAUCUUUGGGUUUCUGGAUUCUUCUAGCUGUGAGGUAGUGGACCCAUUGGGCACAGCAUUGUGUUCUUAGAGAGGGAACGACUGUGCUACUAUAAGGGAUUCAGUGAAGAUGCUUUUAGGAUUCCCUUUUGGUGCCUCCUUGUUUACAAUGUAUGUGUUUCCUGUUUGGGGUUAUUGUGUACAGGAUGAUUAACUAAGGUCUGCCCCUGGUAGCAGUUCUCAUCACUCCCUCUUUCUGGUUCUAGGUGGCCCUGCUGCAACUUUGUAACUGGCCCUCAAGGUUUUUCGUACCAUAUCUUCCUGUGUGAAGUCUAGCACUGCCAAACUGCCCAUCUAGUCUCUCAAUACUGAUUUCCCUAUUUUGAGUUUUCGGGGUUCCUUUCUGUCCCUAAAACUUUCUGAUGGGGACUCCUGGGUGGGUUCCUGCUUGCAUUCCACUUAGAAAUGUUGCACAUUUUCACAUAUUUCCUGGCACUUCUACACAAUGCUGGCGAUGCGAGUUAAAGGAUCAUUAUUACAUAUAUGGUGGACGUGCAACCGUCUUAUUGGACCAUGGUGAGCGAAAUCCUUGCCCGCUUACUACCCAUGCAGAUAGAAUUAACUCCAGCAGUGUGCCUCCUAUACAUAUGGCCAGAAGGCAUGUCCAAAGUCCACACCAAACUAUUAUUCCACACGAUAAUAUCGGCAUGCAACCUCAUAGCUAGAACCUGGAAAACACAAGUAGCCCCCACAAAAACCAUGUUAGUAAACCAAAUCCGAACUCAUGGCAACUCAAAAGCUUGGGAUACGAGGGGCAACAAUAGAGGUGGGACAAAUAUGGGAAACAUACUGGAAUAUGAUGAAACCUCAGAUAGCCGGUGUCGAGUAAGAACAUAUUAUAUAUAGAGACACCACAAGCGGCUACCAAGAGUGAAUAGAGGCACAGGGGAGAAAAAGUAAAGGUCCAGGUGCAACCUGUAAUACCGAAUGCCCACCUAGCGGGCGAGACAACCAACCAAAUCAUCAACCCACACCAAGUGGAUGAAAUACGAAUAAACGCGAUAACACCCACUUGUGUACAUAAGUUAAAUCCCCCCCCCCACCCAUCUAUACCCCUCUCCCCUUACCUUACUGCACCGCAGGGCAUAGAGGUAACCAAAAAAGGUAUAACUACAUGGGAUGUAUGACACGUUUACCCUUGAGACACCUCAUGGAAGAGGUAGCAAGUUCAUACCAUCCAACCUUCCACCAUGGCACCAACAUUGAAUCCACAAAAUAAACACAGCACGGGUGGGGUGCGGAGAACAAGAAAUGUGAUGCAAUGCAGCAUUAAUACCUACCCCCCCCUCUCUUUCUCUCUCGCUGAUGUACCCCCAUUCAUGUUAAAAAUCUGAGCAUGUGGAAGUCGGUCAAUGCUGUGAACAACCACCAUUACUCUGAAGGAUAGUUCCUCCUUUUAAGCGAGACUGUCACUUCUCUGAAAAUCAUACCGUUGAACAAAACAUUGAAAUUAAUUUAUAAUUUAUGUAACAUUUUAUUUUCAUAGGUUUAUGUUCUUUUAAAAUGUGAAUUUUAUGGUGGCUUCAAAUGUUCCUUUAGAGCUUGUGGGAAUGCUUAUAGUUGCAGGGUUUUUUGCCAAUCACCUUCGUUAACUAGUAAGUCUCUCUUAUUAGGGAGCAGGGUGCUUACUGCAUCAUUACCUUCACAGCGGUGCACAGCAGUUAUAGUGCUUACGUUGACUGCCCUGGGAUAUGUGGAAACAUUGUUAAUCUAUUAAAUGGCCUUAAACAGUUUUGUGAAAAUUUCUAAAGGAAUUCUAACUCUUAAUAUUCCGUUUUGUCUGUUCUAAGGCAUCUUUGUACGUUCUGUGGCCUUGGAUCCAAGCACUGGAGAAUGUAAGUGUAUUUCAAAUCUUUUAUCUAAAAUAUGCUUCUAUAGUGGCAUUCAUUAGUAGUGUGCGAUAGGCAUGUCCGUUUGCCUACAUUUAUUAUCACUUUGUUUUUAUUUAUAAAGCACCAAAAUACUCUGAAAUUCUCUACAAAGAUCCAAAGAAAUCAUGGUAAAUUGAAGAACCUGAGUUGUACAUCAUGAGAGUCCUACUCAAACGAACUUACAGUCCAGACACAUUGUCUCAUUUAGGGAAAAAAAUAUAUGUACUUUUAUUUUCUUUUAAAAAGAAAGAAAAAAGAAUUCAUAGAUUGUGAGAUGUUAUAACUUAGAACAGGAAUAAUAAAAAGAUACGUUUCUUACAUAAUGCAUGGUGGUAUUUAAAUAGAAGCCAAACAUUUUCCAUUUUGUUGUAUUUAGUAGAACAUGUGGCUGCAUUGGAAGAGUUUGAUAAGUAACAAUAACUGCAAAUGUAGUGAUCUUUCCAUAAUUGCUGCUGCAUAUUAAACCCAGCUCUGUCUAGAAGAUGUUCCCCAUAUUACAACAUACAGAGAGGUUUACAGCUGUCAAUGUCAAAGAAUUUUAAUGAUUAGAUUUUGAGUUGUGAUGACAGUUAUGAAAUAGGACAAAAUUGGUUCUAAAUAUUGGAAAAAUAGCAUAAACACUAUGCAUUUAAUAGCAUGAACAUAUUUCCAUUUUUUGUUUGUGAUCUUAACUCAUCGUUAGUUAAUACAUCCCUGAGGGCUAAUUUUUUCUGAAAUCUUGUUUUCCUGAUCAACUACUAACCCCAUUCCCCAUUUCCAAAAUGUCCAGUUCCAUUCAAUGUUAUAAACUUCUUAUUUUAUCCCCAGAUGAAGGCUGCUGUUUCAGAUAUUUCAGAGACAAUGUAAAUGAAACAUUUUUUACAUAGCUGAGCUGUGCAGAAUUUCUGAUGGCAAUCCAUAUAUUUUACGUGUGUACUUUUUAUGCAUAUGUAAAUUGUAAAUACAUAUGUUAAAUGCUACGCUUUCAGUUUGGCUACUCUGGCCUUGAAUUUGAAAUUCCCUUUGAACUUUAGUAUAUUACCCUGAAGGGUUUCUUACUGUAGCUCAGUGAGAGAUGUGACAGCUUAACAAACUUUACUCAAGCUGGCUUGGGUGUUAUUCACUCUGAAAUCGUAUGUAUCUGUUAAAGGGAUACUAUAGGCACUCAGACCACUUCAGCUCUGAUCGGUGCGGUUACACUAAAGGAGGGAGAGGUUACUUAUCUUACCUCCAGCGUCUCUCCCUCCAUGCAGCUCCUAAUACAGGGGCCAGGUAAAGCGUUAGGAUGGACGCAGCACUAUAUGAUAGCACCUCCCACAAUGACGUCACUAAUGACUGGAAGUAUUUCUACGUUGUUUCGUUAACGUUACCCAGGAUGAUUGGUUUGACCUCUUGCCCUGGGCAGAACUUGCUCGGAACAACGCUACGCAUGACUCUUCCAAACUUAGUCCUUUUUAUGUUGUAUAUGGUCUCCACCCUGCUGUCUUACCUUCUGUGUUCUCUGAUACAGAUAUCCUCACUCUGGAUGAGCAUCUGACCUCUAUGAGGAAAACAUGGGAUCAGGUUCAUACUGCCUUAGCUGGCACUGCUUCCCGUUUUAAGCAGCAUGUUGAUAAUAGACAUAGUGCUGUACCUUUUUAUCAAGUAGGGGACAGGGUUUGGCUGUCCACUAAACACAUUAGACUGCGGGUACCCUCUAUGAAGUUCGCUCCUAGAUACAUUGGACCUUUCCAUGUGUCACAUAGAAUCAAUCCAGUGUCUUAUGUCCUUGACCUCCCUGCCAAUCUUUGUAUACCUCGUACAUUUCAUGUUUCUUUAUUGAAGCCACUUAUAUACAAUAGAUACACUACUCCUUACUACUACUACUACUACUACUACUACUACUCUGGUGAAUUGGAAGGGUUAUGGUCCUGAGGAACGCUCAUGGGUUCCUGCUGUUAACAUUAAUGCUGGAUGCCUUCUUUGCUGUUUCCAUGCCCUGUAGCCUUAUAAGCCUGGUCCUGCAUGCCCGGUGGGCAGCCUUUGUGUGGGGGGGUACUGUCACGGUGCCCAAUCGGCACCUCAGUGUGGUCACACCAUCACAGUGGCCGAUCAGCACCACGAUGUAACCGCAUCUGAUCAGUGUGGUCACACCAUCACAAUGCCCGAUCGGCACCGUGAUGUGACCGCACCUUACCUCCAGCGCCUCUCCCUAUGUGCAGCUCCUAAUACAGGGGCCAGGUCCAAUGUAAGGAAUAAUGCCGGCUGCUGCAAGGCGGCGCUAUAUGAUGGUGCUGCCCACAAUGACAUCACUAGUGACUUAAAUGUGUGUCUGGCGUUGCGUUUUCACCAUGCACGCACGUUCUGGGGUCACAGGAUCCAAAUUAGCAAAUAGUAGGGUUUACUGGGUUAUUUAAACCAAAACCUGCAGUUUUUCAGUGCCCUGUCGUGGUUUCUAUCCUGUUGGUUAUCCAAGAGUACGUUCCGGAUACUGUUUAUUGGUUAUUGAUCUUGGCUUGGCUUGACUUCCCAUAUUUCUGGUAUUCCUGACCCUUUGGCUUUGUUCUUACUGUAUUUGUUCCUUUCUGUAUUCCUGAUCUCGGCUUGUGACUGGUUAUUCUAUUACGUUGAGAAACUGCAAUAAUUACCUUGCAGGGUUAACUCCAGUGUUGGUUAAAAGCCCAAAAGGAAAGCAUUGAUUCAAGGCUAAAGCAAUCGCGGCACUCUCCUUGCAUGCUCUUAGUGUCGUGUCACCCAGUGCCAAUGCAUGAGAAAGGAGAGAACCUGAAACGUUUGUAUUUCUGUCCUUCCAAUAAAUGUCUAUUGUAACGGCACCCUCAGCAUAAAAGGGUUAAACCGCCAUUUAGAAGAUCUUCCACUUCCAGAGAUACAGGUACAGCUACUGCAGAACUCCAAACUCCCGAACUGCAUACAAGGGAAUGCCCCAAACUCCCGAACUGCAUACAAGGGAAUGCUCCAAACUCACGAACUGCAUACAAGGGAAUGCUCCAAACUCACGAACUGCAUACAAGGGAAUGCUUCAAACUCCCAAACUGCAUACAAAGUAGCACUCCAAACUCCCGAACUGUAACCUCACGAAUAGCUGCUAGCAGACGAACAGGAAAAGCACCCAAGUGGCUUACACUCCUGGCAAUCAGUCUCUAACAGCAUACAGUAAAUCCCCCCAAAGACGAGACAGAGCUCCGUGUUGAGAGUCAAGCAGUGGUCCGUUUAAUGAGGGCUACCUGCCCAGUAUUUAUGCAGGUCUCCCACCUGGUGGACACUCCCCUAGGGGACCAAAUGGGAGACUGUGACAAAAGACAGACAGUCAGAAAAAUAGGACACACAGUCACAUUAUAUUCCCACAAUGCAUCCUGGCUUCCUCCCCUCUGCCCUGAAGAUAAUUAUUAGUUAAGCGUCGAACACCGCUGUGCGUUCGAGUGUUUAAAAUGGCCUCGACCUCGUGUUCGUUAUACGAAUGGCGGCCACCCAGUAUUCGUCAAUUAAGCUGCAGUUAACCGCAGCUUCUGGCAGGCUAAUUGCCGGCACACUCCAGCUCCCAGGUGGUCUAGUCAUUCGUGCGGUUGUUCGGUAGAUUGAAUCUACCGAACACCGGGCAGAAAAGCACGAAUAAGUCUUUUCUGCAGGGGAAACAAAGUCUUUUAACAUGGGGCCAUGAUCCAAAGGUAGCAGGCGAGCAACCAGGCUUCUCCAAUGCAAUGUGGCGAGAUUGCUCUCAUCACAUCUAUGUAGCACUUAGUGUGCACACUUUCAAUUGAUAGCGCUGCCCUCAUUUUUUUCUUUCUACUUCUGUUAGUGGUAACCCGGCUUGGAGCUAUCAGCUCUAGGAACGGUUUUGUUUAAUUUUUCAAUUUUGGGUACUGAAGUAACGCUUUCCUCAUAUUUAUUGUGGCCAGAUAAACUAUAGAUUGUCUCUCCAAAAUAUGUUUCCUGACUUUGAGACUCUAUUUAACUUUAUCCCAGUUUAAUUUUGGUACUAUGUAUAAAUAAGCUGCUUUCGAUGUAAUAGUCUAAAAUACAGCCCUUAUUUAUGACACAUUCACACUUCCAGCUUUUGCAUUAUUUUUUGUUAUAGUAUGUGAUUCAGGAAGGUUAGUUAUGGCUAAAGCAGUACCAAUACAUCCGCUAAAACUAACAUGUUACUUCACUGAGUAUUCAAUACAUGGCUAAUGUCUUCUUUUCAUUGCUUUGUCUAUUGAUCUUCAUAUUCAUGCAUUUUUACCGUUUUGGUAUUACGUGAACGCUUUAUGUACUGAGAGUAGAUAUAUAGGUGUCUCCUAUUCAGAUGUAGGAUAUGUCUAGUUAAAUUGGGUGAAAUAUAUAUAUAUAUUUUUUUUAUUUUUAUUUUUAUUUUAUUUUUUCUUCGCUCACAGUAGACUGUAACUCUAUCGUAGGUAUCUACUUUCCAACGUAAAGGGUGGAAAAGGAAUGCAAAGCUACAAAAAGCCCUACAAUGCUCCUUCUCUGCCAACAGCUUUUUUUAGAAAAGGGGAAUAAAUACCGCGGCAGGAGACAGAUUAUUUAUAAAGAAAUCAGCAGCACAGCUGGAGAGAGGGGAGAAAAAACUGCAGUCUGCAUCCUUGCUACAUAGAUGAGCCUUUGAACACCAUCCCAGAUGUACACGGACAGUGUACCAGUACUAUACUAGCCAUGGAUGUUAAACUGAUCCACUUUAUAUAGUAUGACAAAUAAAUGGAACAAAGUAAGAUGCUUAGAAAUGUUUUUUUACUAGAGGUUUUUUUUUUUUUUUGACCAAUAUCUUCCAUUACGUACCAAACCCAAGAACAGUUGAGUAUCUUGUCUGAAAUGAUAAACAUAAAAUAAUUACUUUACUUUAUUCAAAGGACUGGCCUGUGCUCUUUCAUGACAAGUGUGGCAUUUGAUUAAUUAUGUAUUAAGCACUGAGGGAUAUAUGAAGCUUGAAAUUAAACUCCAAAUUAGUCAUUCGUGAAGAUUACUAGGAUACGUCACUCUCAAAAGCUGUAACAAGGUAUUUUAAAGAGAAAUUGGCCAGCAGAUGUUAAAUUAAAUAGAACUUAAUGUUUCAGAACUCCUCUCCCAUCAAUCUGAGCCUCAUCCCAGCUGGCACCCUGCCCAGAUUAUAGACUUUGCAUAAGGCAGUGUAAGUAAUUCACGCACCUAUCGGUGAAAGCGAGGACUGUUUGCAACUUGUCUCAAGACAAUGCAAUGUAUAGAGCAGUGUUUCCAAAACCAGUCCUCAAGACCCAACAGUAGUCCACGUUUUGCCAGUAUCUCCAUUGGAAUAAAACAGGGAAAUACAUAAAUCCUGGAUUGUUGGUGGGCCAUGAGGUUUGGGAUCCACUGGUAUAGAUCAAUUGGGGAAGCAACCUUUUUGUGGCAGAAAUGCCCAAGUGUCCAAUGGGAUUCAGGAGAUUUAGGUAUGAUUUGCUUGACUGCGCUCUGUAUUGUGUCUGUAAUGGAAUUUUUCAAAGCUCCCUGAGUUACAAUGAAUGAAAGGUUGGUUAGUGUUCAGGCACACAUGUUAAGAGGGCAUGGAUACCAAAAAGUACUUAAAAAAAGACUCAAGUCCAUCAAAAAAUCAUAAAGUUGUAAAUUGUAAUGAACCCUUUUCUGUACUGUUAGCAAAAUCUCCUUUCCGUUAUCUAUGCAUGACUUCUCAUCCUUUGUACAGUCCUGUUAAUUAAAAGGUAGCAAGAGUGCCAUUUGUAGUUUCCGUGUAUAUAUUUCUAUAUUGUUAUCCUAGCCCUUGUGAGGGACAAGUUUCUCUUAGCCAUUCACCAAAACUAAAAUCUCCCAUUGCCGAUAUAAAUGUUGUCAUAGAACGCCAUGAUUAUUGGCACCCAUGAUGAUAGCCAACGUUGGAUGAGCUAAUCUAAAAGAAUACAUAUGAUGUUCUUACUGCAUAUCAACAUAAGCUGAUAACACAUUUUAUGUUACACUUUUCGUGCUCUACUUAAGUAAUUUGAAGUGGAAUCAAACAUCUUCUCAGGAAGUUACAAAAGGUACAGCAGAAUGUUUAUAGAUUCUUUAGCAAAAUGUGUUAGCCUUGGUGUGCACUGCAGUUUUCUGCCAGUCCUGGGUGGUCAGACGUCUUGCUGGACUGUAUUCACCCAUCUCUGUAUCCAUCUGUUUUUCAGUUGUUCCAUAAAGGGAUCUGGAAUAUGCGUGCAGCUUUCCAAAUAUUGUCCAGGAAACGCCAUUAAGCUAAUAGGAUAUUGGGGAAUGCUAGAAGCCCUCAACUCUUGUGUAAAUGUGCAUGUCCAAAAGCCAAAUGGAUUGGAGAGAGUUUCUUUCCACGCAAAGUCCAAUGUGUAUUUAAAAACACUGAGAAAGUUUGGAGCAAUUGGCAGGAGAGAGCUUAUGCAGCUGGAUGUCUAGUGGCACAUGUGUGGAGUCUUCUGAUGCGAUCCCUUUUUGUUAUAUGAGUGCUUUGUUCACCUCUGUGCCAUUUAGCAGAUACUUGUGUGCUGAUGACACCUUUGGCAGUUGAAAGUUACAUAUUUCAAUUCUUCUGAAUACUUGCCCCUGGGUCUGUGUUUAAAUACUUUAUAAAUGUUAACAGAGUGCAUAAAUCAAGUACUGAAACCAUGAUGUACUUUAACCAGUUCUGCUUGGGCGCUCUGAAGACCCAGUACAGGAAGCUAACUGUGUAAUUGUAUUAAAUAAAUGUUCUACACGUUCACAAUUGUAUGUUUGACAGGCCUAGCUUGUGCGUAUCAUAAAUCGAAACAAUAUGCCUUGUCAUUUAAAAUUAUAAUGUGCCAACGGAGUCUCUAUCAAGAGUUGGCUACGGAUCUAAAAUGUAUAUAUAGUGACUGUUAAUUCUAUUUUCAAUUUUCCACUGCGGAUGCAAUCCUGUUGAGUGAAGUUUGCACAGAAGUGUUGUGCUCCUGGAUAUUCAUGCUUUAAUGGCUUUGGUGUUAAAAGUUCUUUAUCAAAUUUGCCAACAAUCCCAGACCCCAUGAAAACGUAACCCCUGGUUAAAUCCUAACUGUUCUCAUGCUUUGUUUAUGGUAUAUGGCAAGACUACAUUAAUAAUGCUCUGCCUCAGGGGGUGGGAUUUUAGCAGAUGCUUUGUCCUUGAGGUCCUCACAGACCUACACAAAUAAAUGUAGAAUUUAGAGUACUGUUGUGGUGCUUAUCUUCAAUGGCAGUAUCCAGGUCUCCUGCCUUCCAGGCCUUAUCAGCAAUCCACAUUUUAAUGCUGAGGUUCCUUGCUCAGAACAGGACUAGCAGUCCCCACCCUCUGCCCCUUAUAGAUCGAUGGGAGUAAUCCAUAGUUCCACCAUGGUGGCUACAGUUUUACCUGGGACACAUGGCAGCAUGAUCUACUGUCUGCGAAUACACCACUCACGGAUGAUGGUGGAGAUUUCUAAGCUGAUGCAGGGGGAAGGAGGAAAUGGUGCCUUACAGCCAUGUGGAGAAAAGACUGACCGCAUCAGCUCAAUGACUGCUUGAUUCUGAUCAAAACUUCACAUAAAGAUAAGUCAAGCAAAGAAUUACCGCAGUCUGUAUAUCCUUUAAAUGGAAUACCUGGGUGUGCAUGCUGGUAUGUGCCACUUUCCAAGCAGAUGCUAGAGUGCGCAAAAGGGUGCUAUUAACUUCAUGAAGUCGUGUUAUUGCCCACAGCCAGAAGUUCUGCCAAGAUACCUGUCUUUAUGCUGUUUAUUGUACUCCCUAUUUUGUUACUUUAGUAUUAGGAAACAAAUAUAUAUAUUUAACUAUAGGAUGCUGAAAAAGCCACAAACACAUUGCAUGUCUGCUGUGCAUUUACUCAGAUACAGCCUCUUUUUUUGCCUGCAUUAUUGAUGUGGACGGAUUAGAAGAACGUGAAGCACCAGGCUUGAACAAGUUGCGGUUGGCAUGAUAUAUGCAGUGACCCCUUACCUCCUGCUUCUUUUACGUUUACGUUGAAAUAUUCAAUGCAGUUCGCCCUGGAGUAAAACACAUCAAAACAUUUUUAUUUCUUUUUUUUAUUCUUUAUUUUUGCAGUGCAUAUACAUAUAACAGUUGCCUAAGAGGCCAAAUUUCUCCGGAUCCUUUCCUGCAUGCGACCGGUCAGCAUGGCGGUCCGGCCCCGCCCCCAUCAAAACAUUUUUUAUCCCAAUCCAUCAAUAACGAAAUACACAGAACCAUCUGCUUACUAACUUAUUUUCCAUUAAAGCCAUCUGCUCCUUGCUGUUUGGAAGUAAUUGGAUAUAAAAUACACAGGGACUAUAUAAAGUUAUUUGGGUUAAGGUGGAAGUAAAAUCGCAAAUCCGUAACCAGUGCAUUGUUAAAAACAACCAGUGGAGACAUGAAGACAUUGUUGACACUGGCUGAAUGAUCUAGGUGGUACAACGAUUUCCUGUGUCCCCCAUGUGCCCCCCUAGUACAGGUUCACCCUAAAAAUCAGUGUGGGAAUCUCCACAAGGUGCUCAGUUAUGCGGUUACACGCGUGCUUGAAGCCCAGCUUCAAAACCGUCAUGUGUUCUUCCCUUCUUAUAUAUAUUAUAUAUUAUUUUUUUCUGUCCAAGCCUCUUAUUUGGAUUUCGUUGAUGCUCGUGUUUAUGUUAUCCUCUGUUUUACAACACAAUUAUUGGAUGAUAACCUACCAUUCCUAGCUUUCUCUGGAAGUAGUGAUUCACAAGGGUGUGCUCUUUCUCUUCAUCCAAAUUUCCAGCUCAACGGACACUGUUUGCAAAUAAAGCUUCCAAACUAAGGACUAACACCACUCAAUGGAUCUUAAUAUCAGGAAACAACCCACAUUAGCAAUAUAGGUGAUGCCAGGCUGGCUAUAGGCAAAGUACAGUUUGGGAGAAUGGGCAUUGAGAGAACCACUGUUCAUUUUAUAAAAUACAAAUCGUAUAUUUCAAAAGAUACUUUUAACUUUUGUCUUGGUAGCUGCUAUGACACGCUCCCAAUAUAAAAAAACAUAAAACACAAGUAUUAAGACGAUAUAGUUUACACAUAGAAAUUGGCAACAUAUACCAUAAAUUAGCCUGGUGCUACCAGGACAAAUAUCGCAAAAUUAUAUAACUGUACCGGUGAAAAUGGACCUGAUUUUCACGUAUACAAUAUCCGGCUUUACAUGAACCUGUGCAUAUGUCCUGAAUAUUAAAAGAACACUAUAGCGUUAAGAAUACAGACAUGUACUCCUAACGCUUAUGUGUCCUGCUAUCUCCCGCCCUGGGAGAGGUUGAAAGGUGAGAGAGAAGCCUGCUUUCCUUGCGGCCGCUUCGCCUUUAUUGAUGAUCGCAGCCAAUGCUAUAAGGGAGCAUUGAGAGGUUAGUGUGCGGCAUAAUGUUCUGCGUCAAUCAAAUGUGCCCUCUAGAGGAAGACGGCCACUAAGAGUUGUGUUCAACUGGCCAUAUUUUAUAUUGCAAGCCUGAACAGACAGGGGCACUGCACCCAGACCAUUAAGGUGAAGUGCUCUGGUUAUCUUUUGUGUCCGUUUAAUGAUUCCUUCUUUCCCUUUUACUAUUUUUUUUGGCUGUCAUUGCCAGAUCCUGACAUGAUCAUUUCUCCUGGCCCUGUUACCUUGCAAUGCUAGCUAGUUAUUUUUGGAUAUUUUCCUUGUGCACAAACAUUCUCUGGUUUUGUAUUUAAUGUGGUCCUUCAACUAACUGUCUACCACAUAUUUGUUCAAGCUGCUAUAGCUCUGAUUCUCUUUCUAGUGUUUUAUAAUGAUCUACAUCUGUAACAAUACCAAUUCCUUAACGUAGAAAUCUAUAAAAGGCUACUUACUCAUGCUUUUUUCUUUAAUAACUUAUAUUAAAGAAACACUCUAAAAUUAAAAAAUGUAUUUUUAGUAUUUCAGUGCGUCAUAUGUGGACUAUGUACCCUCUACUUUGUAAUGAAAAAUAAAAAAAACUAUGUAUACUCCCCCCAAAUACAAUCACCUGAUAGCCAUGCUGACUCUCUGAAAACAUUACAUACUGAACCUUCUUUUAGACUGUAGCUUGUUCUUGAGCAGGGCCUCUGUUGCCACUACCAUCAGUUACUGGUAAAUCUUGUUAUAUGGAGUAUGUAGGUGCAUUGUAAAUGAGAGAGACUGAUAAUGUGUGCACCUUUUUUUUUUGUUAAAAAGUUGUGAUUUAUUUUUUUUAUCUCUCCCAGCUCCAGUUCCUGUGACCUGUGCCAUGAGGGGUCUAGAUUUAAAGAAGGAGUCUGCUCAUGUUCUGUGCCCCCCCGGCUGCACGGAGCAACAGCUUUCUGUGUACGGAGACAAAAUCUACGCAGCCGUGUCCAGCGUUUGUGGCGCAGCCAUACACAGGUACUUGGAGACAUUAACCAAUUUCUGAUCAUUAAAUAAUUCUCGAGUUAGUUUUAAGAAUUCUAAACUUGUGUGUAUCGAUUGGGGCUCUAUUACUCCAUGAAAAAUUCCUGGUCAAAGCAGAACUAGUUGAUCAGACAUUAAAAAGCACUCCAACAUUGGCAAAUAAAUCAAAUUGCUUUUUGUGAGACAAAGGAUGUUACAAUUUGCAUGCAGGAUGUUAAUAUCAUCAUGAUAUAAUGCAGUAUGAAUAUACAUUAUACAGUGAAGGGAACUGCACUCCUUUCAUCAACUACUUCCUUAGGUAACGAAUUGCAGUAUGCACGUGGUGAUCCAGGCCUUGGGUUGAUUGCAACCCCCAAUUACAAUGUUCUGGUGAAAAAGAAGGGUCCAGACAGUCAACGUAUUAAACCUAGACAGCCAUUUAAUGCAGCAUUAUGCAAGGCCUUGUCUGCAUUGAUACAUUGAGUGCCUGGACCCUUUGAUUAUUUAAAUUAGUGUAUCAUCCCACAAAAUGUACUAAAACUGCUAUGAAAAACAUGAGUCCUCCAUAUGACGGGACUUUUCCCUUGUACCUUUUCCAUACCCUUGUACCUUUUCCAUACCCUUGUACCUUUUCCAUACCCUUGUAUCUUUUCCAUACCCUUGAACCUUUUCCAUACCCUUGAACCUUUUCCAUACCCUUGUACCUUUUCCAUACCCUUGUACCUUUUCCAUACCCUUGUACCUUUUCCAUACCCUUGUAUCUUUUCCAUACCCUUGAACCUUUUCCAUACCCUUGAACCUUUUCCAUACCCUUGAACCUUUUCCAUAUUCUUGUACCUUUUCCAUACCCUUGUACUUUUUCCAUACCCUUGAACCUUUUCUAUACCCUAGUACUUUUUCCAUAUUCUUGUACCUUUUCCAUACCCUUGUACCUUUUCCAUACCCUUGUACCUUUUCCACACCCUUGUACUUUUUCCAUAACCUUGUACCUUUUUCAUACCCUUAUACCUUUUCCAUCCCCUCGUGUGCCUUUUCCAUCCCCUCGUGUGCCUUUUCCAUCCCCUUGUGUGACUUUUUCUUAUGUUUUUCUGGCCCUAUUAGUCACCCUCGCCCACAUGCUUUUCUGUGUUUCUUUUGUGGUCAUUCUUUACUUUGUGCUUUAUUUUUUUCCAUUGUUUAUAUUUUCUUAUUGCCCCCCUCUUCAAUAUGUAUGUACAUUUCCUUUCUUGUUCUGGCCCUCUUUCAGGGAUAUGUUCUUGUGAGCCCCUUAUUAAUUCCAUGUGUGUCUUUGCUAGGUACAUUUCCCGUAUGUUAAAACUUUUAUCCUACCCCCUAUCGAAUAAGAGACUCCGCUUUUGGUGAUUGAGCAGCUUUGUGACUAUAUUGGUAUUGUACAAUUUCUGAAUUGUUUCUGUUUGUUGGUUUUCUAUAGUUUUUGGGCGGAGUGUUUUAUAAUAUUGUAUGCACAUUGGACUGGUUGGGGGAUUUCUUGUGUUAGCAGUAUAAGAUCACCUUGCGGUCUGUUGCUGUUUUGACAGAGGCGUGAUCUCCAAAAAUGGUGGAAAAGUGACCCUGCGUAGACUACCUGGUCAACAAAAUUACCCAUCGGUCUUCUCUAAUGCAGUGCAAUCCUUGACCCUCAGCAAGUGGUCGUCUUCAUUCUCAGUUUCCAGUAAGUUAGUAGGGGAGAUGUGUGCUUCAGGGAGCAAAUAAAUACGUUUAGAAUCUUUGUUUUUACUUCCUUCCUCUUUAGUAUAUCUUUUUAUUUUAAUUUUAUGGAACGAUUUAGCAAUUUCAGAAUAAUUAUUUACACCAUUUACUAUAAGCAUAUUAAAGGGCAUGCUCACUCAAGGUCAGGCUUCCCCAAACUCUGGCCCUCCAGAUGUUGCUGAACUACAACUCCCUUGAUUCUUUGAAUGAAAUGGGCUGAGAAUCAUGGGAGAUGUAGUUCCGCAACAUCUGGAGGGCUGGAGUUUGGGGAAGCCUGAGCUAGGUUAAUGUUUGUUUUUUACGGAAUAUAUUCCUGACCUCCCUGUCAUAAAAUGAUAUGAGAAAAUGUAAAGUAAUUCAUAAACCUUUGCUUAGUAUAUGUUUAUGGGGAAUGUAUUGUUGCUCUGGCAUCAGAUUCACGCAUUAAAGAUUCAUACUUUAGUUUUAGGAAUUAAAACAUGUAAUGCUAAACUGUUAACCUACCUAUUUGAGUUAUUGGGGCCCCAGAACUAAAAAAAAUGAAAAAAAUAAUAACCUCUCUGGCUUUCAUGUUGAUAAUCUUAACAAAUCCAAUGCUUCCAAGUAGAAAAGCAUUUAGAGACUAGUGAGCAUGCGCGGAAAAUCUCCUCAAUGCAACAAUCUGCAUCACCUAACAGAGAUGCUAUGGAUAUCCGUUCUGUGGCUAUCUGAGUGACAGCCAACAGAUGUGGCAUUAGGCAGAAAUGUGAGCACUGCCUUUUCUCGGGAAAAAGCAGCAUUUGCACUGCUGAGACUGCAGUGAAGGUAUAUUUAGCCCAAAACCCCUGACAUAAAGGAGCACUCCAUUGGCCAUAUUAGCAAUAAAUUGAAAUCACUCUUAUUCAAUACAUGCAUGCAUUUUCAAGCACAAUGUAUUCAUUGGGGGUAUAUCUUAAAACAGUUUGCAAAAGCAGCAGUUCUUAUGAACUGCAGCCUUUGCAAGACCUUUUUCCCCGGAAGAAAUAGACAGGGAAAUAGACGGUCUGAAGCUCUGAUGGGCUACUGAUUUAAGGUCUGGACACUGGUCUGAGGUAUGCAGGGAGGAAGACAUGUGUGCUUAAAGGGAAACUAUACUGCCAGGAAAACAAACUCUGUUUUCCUGACACUGUAGCUUCCCCUUCUGUCAAGGUCUUCCUCCACCCCCCCACCUCUCGGCACUGGCUCAGCUCCUCCCACGCUCCUCCCCCACCGACAUCUCAUUCAAUGCUUUCCUAUGGGGAUUCCGGCGAUGCUGGAUGUCCUCAUGCAAUGUGUGAGGACGUCCAGCGUCGUUUAGACGACCAAAAGUUGCCUAAGAACUCUGAAGUCGCUAGUGGCCAGUGGAACCCAGAAGUCCCUCUGGUAGACAGGCACUAGAGGAGGACGUAACCCUGCAAGGUAAUUAUUGCAGUUUAUAAAAACUGCAAUAAUUACAUGCUCAGGGUUAAGGGUGAUGGGAGUUGGCACCCAGACCACUUCAAUGGGCUGAAGUGAUCUGGGUGCCUACAAUGUCCUUUUAUGUAGAGCAUGCCUGCCACUUCUGCUAGCUAUGGGGAACUAACGGAAGCAGGCCGAUACCUCUCCAAGCUGUUUGACAGCCAGGGAGGUUCUUCAUGAAUUGUUUAUAAAAGUGCCUAAUAGAAAUCAGCACUCUUAUAAACUGUCAUUAUGGGACACUCCACACCCAGAAAGCUGACGUACUUUAUAUAUUUGGAGUGGUCUGUCAAGUUGUAGUAUUUGUGCUGGUGAGUCUCUUUAAAUGACAUAAGAGAAGCUACCGGCCAGGCUGCAGUAUUUGAAGGAUGGUGUGGGCUUGUAGAUGGGGCAAUUUUCUUUUUGCAAACAGCAGCAGGUGGGAGUGAAUGCAGUGGACAGGGCAAGGUCCCUCUAUACAUCAUAACUUAUAUAAGGCAGAAUUGUCAGUGCAAAUAACACUGUAAAUAAAUUGAAGAACAAGUUGACAAUAUCUUUCCGCUGAUAGUGUCAAGAUCAUAAGCGAGCUAGGAUUCACUUCUUACUGACCUUACUUCUAUCUCUCCAGCAGCUUGCACAAAGUAACAUUCUCGGGAUAUAAUCUCAGCAGUGCCAAUGCUGAAAUCUGCAAGGUUAGAGGAGAAGGGAACCCAAGGUGUGGGUCCACACUAUUAUCAGAUAGGGCCAUAUGUAUAGCAUAGUGUGAUAAACCACAUAUGUCCCUUUAAAUGACAUAACAUACUAGUGGAGAUCUGGGUGAGCCCAACGGUUUGUGGAUUUAAUUUCUUUUUUAAAUACAAAUAUUGUAACUCCUUUGUCACUAUAUUUGCAGUGAUCAAAAAGAGCAGUAUAGCAGUAUCAAUAUUGUACCUUUUUUUUUAUAUAAAUAUGCGCCACUGUGGGUAUAUUUUUAUGACUAGUGUGGAAUUAAGUAGAUGUUGGCAAAAAGCAUACUGUAGAGUAAAGGUAAUAAAUAGUUAAGAGCUGUAAAAAACAUAUGUAUAUGGUUCGUAUAUUGAUUGAGUAGGUAUUUUUUAGAUGUCUGAAGGUCUGGUAGCAGCAGAGAUCAGUUAUACAAUAAGUGCUUGAAAAGAAAAAAACAAACAAACAAAAAAAAUAACCUUUUUAACCAAUUGGUUUUAAUGGUAGACUAUUAAACGUGCACAGGUUGGCCCAGUAAAAUAACUGUAGAAAUCUACAAUAACAUAUCAUUUGACCUGUCACAUCCAAAAAGUGUGAAACCCCUCUGCAUGCAGAAUAUUACUGUACCAAAGGUAUUUUAGAAAAUGCCACACAGCAGUGAGAAUAAAAUAUAUAACUGCAAGUUGUGAUGGAAACUGGUGGUAAAUGCCUUGAUUGUUUUUAUGUUAAUGUUCUAUGGUUAUUGAGUAGUGAUGUCCCGAACGGUUCGCCGCGGACUCAUCAUUCCAGCCAAUCAGCAGCAGACCCUCCCACCUCCUGGACAACUCACUAAGAAUGCAGCUUCAAAAUGGAUGCUGUCCAGGAGAUGGGAGGGUCUGCUGCUGAUUGGCUGGAAUGAUGAGUCCGCAGCGAACCAUUCGGGACAUCACUAUUAUUGAGUAGCAAGUUCCCAUAGAUGUCAGUGGGAAAAAUAUCCCGGUUAUAACAUUUCUCUGGUGAUUGUGUUAAAAUAAUUUAAUACGUUUUGUGAGUGCAGCAUAAUGCACAUAUCACCGAUACUGAAAAAUAAUUAUGUCUGCAGAGUUCAAGAGUCGAGGGUUGGAGGUCUCAGGAAAACCAGUAUCCACUCAGGCGUCCCCUGCAAGUAAGUAACGUGCUGUCCUGCAUGUGUGUGCUGCCUCCCACAUACAUAUUUAAUAAGCUACACAAACAUAUGUAAAACAAGCCAAUCAAGGUCUCUAUUCACAUAAAUCCCUCUUCCCUCCUUGCCCAUAUACAGUGGAACAAGACAGGGUUGCUCUCUCCCCCCACCUCCUAUUUGCCCUUUCCCUAGAAGCCCUGUUGCUGGCAAUUUACUCCAGCCGGGAUGAGUAGGGACUAACGAUAAGAAGAGAAGGUCGCGAUUUAUGCCAACCUUGUCCUUAUGACACUCACAAACCCAGAAUCUUCACUGGAAGCCCUCCUAGACCUCUUGCACAGUUACUCAUCCCUUUCAUAGUAUCAACUGAACCAUACCAAAUCAGACCUACUUCUACUAAAUUUGGACAAAUACCAUUUACAACACAUACAAGGCAAAUUUUCUUUUCACAUAUGCCCCUUAAAGGACCACAAACUCGUUUUCCUGGCACUGUAGUAUUAAUAGGUCCCCCCCUCCCGCCGGGCUGAAGGGGGAGGAAGGGGUUAAAAUCUUACCUUUCUCCAGCGCCGGGCUCCCUCGGCACUGGGGACUCUCCUCCUCCUUCGGUCGUCAUCGGCUGAAUGCUCAUGCGCGACAAGAGCCGCGCGCACAUUCAGUCAGUCCAUAGGAAAGCAUUCUCAAUGCUUUCCUAUGGACGCUGGCGUCUUCUCACUGUGCUCCUCCUAUUGGUCGGCACUUACUUCCAGGCGGCCAGAGGGACCCCUGUGGCUGUAAAGCAGACUCACAGCCCCAGGGAUUCCACUUGGCUCGCGCCUUUCUCCGGGGCUACCUCCACUUAGGCAGCCCUGAGGAGACUGCCCUCGGGCAGCUACAAGCCUGGCCUUGCAGCUCCUGGGUAGGGAAAGAAGUGAUUAUAGCUCUGUUAGGAGCAGGUAGGGCGAUUCCGACACGGGGACCUGGGACAGUACGGGCAGGCAUGUUCGGUAUACGAAGUUCCCCCUAGGUUGGCGUUCGGCUACACGAACCGGCAGCCCCCCAGGGGAGCAUUCGUUAAUGAUUUCCCCUGCGGUUUAGAACAUUUUGUUCGUAUGAGCUCUCCCGAAUGGGGAACAGGAAAAAUACACGAAAUGCAUACAAAUACAUGGGGAAACACAGAGGGAAUCACACAAUACACAGGGAAAAAGACACAAAUAAGCAGUGGGCAUGGUACUUAGUGGCGGUGGUACACCACAGCCCUAUUCCCAGGUGAUACAUGAAGGAGGUACUUCCACACUCUCCUCCUUUGAGUCUGAUUGUGUCCAAUCACCCACUUGGAAAGGGCAAAUCUCGGACAAGUAUCUUUCUAUAGCCGCGCUUUCCACUCAUCUCUUACUCACUUACAUUGCUGUUUGCGAAGCAGACCUAGGCGUACCGAAUGAUCCUACAGAUUUGUCUGACAUCUGUGAAUCCACCUCCUCAUCAGUAUUUGUGUAACUCAUUUAGAACAAGCGUAUAAAACACUCUUUAUUUAGGUGGUACUUAACUCCCCAACGUCUAGCAGCAAUGAAACUUCUUCCCUCUAACCUAUGUUAGAAACAAUGCAAAGAAUCAGGGUCUUUCAUCCACUGCUGGUGGAGCUUCCCCAAACUCAGAACACUCUGGACAAGCAUAACGUCCUUAAUAUCUAGACUUUUCAACAGACCCUACCCAUUAGAUCCAUGGGCACUAUUUCUAUAAAAACCUGUGGAUUUCCUUACGAGGAAUUAAAAUAAACUUGCAGCCAGAAUCACUUAAGCCACACGUAGAGCCAUGCGAAAACACUGGGCGACACCUAAAAUCCCCUCCUCCAAAUCAAUCUACAAAAAAUUCCAAGACCGUUUGCACCUGGAUAAACUGACAGCACAAAAUCAUGAUACCCUGAAGACUUUUCAUAAGAUUUGGGAUCAUUAGCUGAAGGGAGACACCUCUCUACUGUGGUAGGAACACUCUUCUUCUGCAUACUAAGCCACAUAAAACGCACUCACGAUUACAAACCCUGGACAACAUGCGAUUAUGCUUUACCUUCCCCACUUUUCCCUUUCCACUCCCCUCUAACUCUCUUCUGGAGGGCAGAUUGCAGACACCCAACCCCCAUUAAGUUAACUUUAAACACCUGCACCUCCCCUAACAGUUUAAUGUUCCCAAACUAUUAACCCAAAAUUUGGAUGCUCAUUGGGCAGUUUUUCUAAGAAACAAAAGCCUAAGAAACUUUCUCUAAGAAACUUAGCCACCCGGAAAAAUAAUUUCUGCAUUGACUGCUGCAAAUACCUGCCUCGCAUAAGCUGCAUAACUCGUACAUGGUACAUCCAUCCCUUUCUCCCGAAUCAUAUGUAAAUGGGUUAUCCUUAUGGCUAUGAACCUUCGCUAACAAAAUAAUCUGGACUGUACAAAUAUACAUGGCUCCUUCUACCAUAAAAGUCUACUGUCAACAUCAUUUACUUGUGCCACCGAAGAUGGCUUCUUACUUUUCAGUCAAUGGAUCCAUUGACUGAGAAGGUUACUAUUGCCCAUUGUUCACUAUUUUUGUUUCUUAUCUUUGAAACCCAGAGUAAAUAAUUUUGAGAAUUCCUGGUGAAGAGAUAAUGCUGGUCUUGUACUGUCUGGGAGCUUUCUUUUUAAGUUGUUCUCCAUUUAGUAUUUAUUUUGUUGCCUGAUGAUUGCUUGUGUUUCUACUGAUCUUACGUGCUAUGCAGUUCUACUGACUUAGAAUGCCACUAUGUUUUGAUGGGGUUCUUAACCCAUUGAAGAUCGUAAUCCAAUCUGGUCCCCUUACAUCCUGUAUUACUGGAAUGUUCUGUUUAAUGUGCGUUAGUAGCUCUGUACAUCCCCGCAAUUGUCAGGUGAUGGAUAAUUUAAUUUUGUUGUAGGAUUUUGGCUGGUUUGCUGCAGUGGAAUUAAGUUGUUGGUCCUCAAGGGGUUAAUCAGUUGGAUGAAAUCCAGUCUUUCUAUGGCCGAGUUAGAUGCUGUGGAUAUUGAGAUAUUUAAUGUUUAUCCAUGUGUAUAUUAAGAUAUCCCAUGAUAGUUCCUGCUCUAGUCAUGUAGCCCCAGUGUUCCUGGAUGUCUGCCAGUGAAGGCCUAAUCGUCCUCGUGGAUAAUAUCCUUGUGACAUUGCCAAGUGUCUUGUUUGUUGAUGAUGUACUUAAAGGAUUCUAAAGAGAUGUUGUUGGCGAUGUUUAUUGUGCUGGGGAAGCCUUCCCUGCUGACACAUGCCAUUUCUUCUCCGCUGCCUGUUUUCUAUAUGAGUAUUAUGUUGUUUCCAUAUAUUCUCUUGAAGGUUUAACUUGGUCACGCCACAUUACUGUGAACCCAUCUCUAUUACUCUUCCAGUUUCAGUGAAGUUGGGGGUUUUAAAUGUAUUAGCCUGUGCUGAUUAUUUUGACUUGGGGUUGUAUCAUUAAUUCAGUUGUUGAGUUUUGUAGGUUUGUUGCUGUUAAUAGUGUGGGGACUCUGAUUAAAUUGUAGAAGAGAGAGGUUCUGAGCCUCUCAGUCUUCUCCUAUAAGGUACACCCAAGCCAGAAUUGAUGAAUAUCUUUGUAUGAGACAGGUGGUUAUUAGGGGUAGACUAAUUUUCACUUGCAUGGGGCAUGUAGAAAUCAUAUUACUAUUUUAAGCCACAGCCAUUGGGGUUAAGGCAGAUUAUGUCCAUACAUUGUACAUUAAGGUUGAUGUGAAUAUAGAAAACUUGAUGGUGUAGCAGUGAGAUUAUUCUGGGGGAAAUAUUAACACACCAGGGAGGUGUGAAUUGUAUUUGAAGAUUAUUUGGGUAAUAACAUUUUGGGUAGAGCCAACAUAUUCUGUAAUGCUUGAAGAAAUCCCUGCUCAAAUGAACUUACAGUCCGAGGAUCGGAGGAAGACUGAUAUAUAUAUUGUUAGGUGUCCAAGCACAAUAUAUAGUGUUGGGUAGGUGUUGAGAUAAAAUGUUCAAGGAUAAAUACCUGCGGCUAUUCACAUAUUUUUCUUUGUGGGUUACAGGUAGACGUCAGAAGAAGACACCCGAGAAGUCAACAGGAAACAAAGGUACAGUGUAUGAUUAAAAGAACCAACAUCACAGGGUGUAGACAAUCCUGGAGUAAAAGGCCGUAUUGUUGAUAAUUCACAAUGUGGGAAGAGUUUUUCAUCCAUGUACACAGAGCAGAGCUACUAAUUCUUUAAAGGAAACACUUCAUAUUAUAACUAAAAUAACUGCGGGUUGUCACUAAAAGGGAAUACAGUGAAUCUCUGAUACAGUAAAUACAUAUAUUAAUCUAUUCUGUGCUCCCCUCACCUUCUUCUCUUCAUGCAGACUGUAAGGCUGACAUCGCCUUCAUUAUUGAUGGCAGUAAUAAUAUUGGACAGCGGCGAUUCAACUUGCAGAAGCUCUUUGUGACAAAGGUAGUGCAGAUGCUGGGAAUUGGCACAGAUGGGCCCCACGUUGGACUGGUGCAAGCAAGGUAAUGAUUCCUAUCUCUCUGAGUGGCAGCAGCUGUUUCAUACAGUCAAAUACUGGUCUAACUUAUCGUCUUCUCAUUCACAGUGAACAGCCCAAGACAGAGUUCUUUCUCAAAGAUUUUGCUACUUCAAAAGAUGUCUCGUUUGCUGUGAAGGAGAUCAGCUUUAAAGGGGGGAACUCUAACAUAGGUGAAUAAAAAUAUUGUUUCUCAAAAGGACAAAUAUAUAUAUAAUUAAUUUGUGCUAAAAUAGUUUUAUAAUACUGUACAAAGGAUAUGUAGUAUGUUAUUCAUAUUGGUGUGUACGUUUCUAAAACUGUAAAAGAGUCCACAAAGUAGAUAUGGAUAACGCAACCAGUACAGUUUUUUUUUUUCACCCUCCUCCUUGGUAAUCGUAAAAAACACCGAACCUCUAUGUCUCUCCUCUCCACACUGCCAGGCAAAGCGAUAAAGCACGCAGCUCAAAGCUUCUUUACUACUGCUAAUGGAGUGAGGAAAGGCAUCCCAAAGGUCAUGGUGGUGUUUAUAGAUGGCUGGCCUUCUGAUAACAUUGAGGAGGCUGGAAUUGUGGCCAGAGAGUUCGGAAUCAACGUCUUCAUUGUGUCAGUGGCCCCUCCCGCACCCGAGGAACUAGGAAUGGUGCAAGACGUGGCAUUUAUUGACAAGGUGACAAAAAAAAAAGCCAAUAUGGCCUGAACGUUUCUUAAUUUAAACUAUGAACAUGGGUAAAAUGUUGGUUGGCAAAUCUUGAUUGGGCUACACUAUAGGUCAGAUAAAGAAUAUAUUUAGUAUACUGGUUUAAUUACAUCAGUGGGAUGAGAGUUCCCAAAUAAUGCAAUGCUGUUUGGCACCAGCUAAAGAUAAACACACAACCAUACUAAGAUUUCAUAAUGGUGAGCCUCUCAUACAGUUGAGUUAGCUUUUAUCUCUCCUCCAUCAUGCAUCCAUACUAUCAUCAAACACAUGUCAUAGUUGACAACCCAAUACACCUUAAAGAAACACUAUAGGGCAAGGAAUACAAACAUGUAUUCCUGACCCUAUAGUAUUAAAAACACCAACUAGUCCCUUCCCCCACCCCCCCUCCUCCCUACAUAUAGUAUAAUCUUACCUUUACUCCAGUCUGCUGCUGCAGUUCCUGAUGUACCUGCUUGGCUGACAUCAUCGGAAGUGUUGUUCAAUACCAAUCACAAUGGUUUCCAAUAGGAAAGCAUUGGAUUGUCUAAGAAUAUCAACAAGGCAGAUCGAGGCAGAGCCAGCACAAGCCUUCUGUGCUUCUCUUUCACCACUUCCUCAGCCUCUCUGUGUAUCUUACACUCCCCUCAUCUCUUAAUGAUCUCUUCCACUUACCCCGUCCCUUAGUGGACUCAUCUCCACUUCUCCCCCUGUCCCUUAGAGGUCUCCCCUCCCUCCUGUCCCUUAGUGUUUUCUUCUCCCCUCCUGUCCCUUAGUGUUUUCUUCUCCCCUCCUGUCCCUCCGUGCUCUCCCUCCCCCCCAAUCUUUCCUUUUGGAGGGGGAGGAGAGACAACUAUCUGUCCCUAAGCGGCCUCUCCUCCCCCACCAUCUUUCCCUUUUGUGCCUCCUACCUCUUUGUAGCGUGGCACGGUACAGGUGCGUCUGUUUCCUGUAAACGGCCGGACUAACAGGAAGUGCUCACUGAGAGAACACUUCCUUUCAGUCCGAUCGGGUACAGGAAAUAGACACUCCUGUAUCACCCGGCCACGCUACACUAAGUGACAGGUAGGAGGGAGUACUGUGCGCUUCCCUCCUACCGGAUCACUGAAACUGGCGCCCCCCGGGCCGGUGCUCCCUAGGCGACUGCUUAAGUCGGCUAUAGAACGCGCUGGCCCUGCUCACCCUAUCACAUUUAACCCCCUCCUCCCCCAGGUCCUGUAUCCCUCUCCUUCUCUUGCAUUGUCACAUUUACCAUAUCACAUUAAAUCACCCAAAACCCUGCCACACUCUGUUGCAUUAACCCCCCUUUAAACUGUCACACUCCCUCCUCCAACCAUGUCACAUUCAUUCCAACCCUUUGAUACUCAAACACCCCCUCUCCCCAAACUAUGCCACACUCAUACUGUCCCUUUAGCCCACUUUAAUCCUGUCACACUUACCUCACCUGUUUCUGGCACAUGCACCCCAACUCUGUGAUAACCCCUCAACCCCUAUGUUGCCACACUUAGGAUGAGUGUGCAAUGUUUGGGGGGUGAGAAUAACAUGGUGGGGGUGUGCCAGAACAAGGUGAGGUGUGUAUGACAGGAUUAAGGGAGGUAAAGUGUCAGGAUGAGUGUGGCAUGGUUGUGGGGCAAGUAUCAUGUACUGUCACAUUCACCUCACCUUGUUCUGACACACUCCAUCCCCCAACCAUGCCACACCCAAUCUGUCACUUUAACAUUCCUUUAUCUUGUCACACUCCCUCCUCCAACCAUGCCGCAUUUACACCCCCUUCUCGACCCCAACAUUGCCACACUUGGUUUGUGAUACUAACACCCCAACCAUACCACACUCAUCCUGUCACACUCACCUCAUCUUGUACCGGUACACUCCCUCCAACCAGGCCACAUUCACCCAAACUCUGUGAUAAACCCCCCCACCCGAUCCCAAAGUUGCCACAGAGUUGGGGUGAAUGUGGCCUGGUUGGAGGACGGUGUGUGCCAGAACAAGAUGAGGUGAGUGUGACAGGAUUAAGGGGGGUUAAAGGGACAGGAUGAGUGUGGUAUGGUUGGGGGGUGAGUAUCACGUACUAAGUGUGAUAACCCCCCCAACUCGACCCCAAAGUCGUCACACUUAGUACUGUCACUUUAUCCCCCUUAAUCCUGUCACAGUUCCUCCUCCAAGCAUGCCACAUUCACCCCCCCUCCGACCCCAACCAUGCCACACUUAUCCUAAGUGUGGCAACAUUAGGGUCGGGAAGGAGGGGGUGAAUAUCACUGUGAAUGUGGCAUGGUUGGAGGAGGGAGUAUGACAGGAACCAUGUCACAACUAUGUCACCUUAACCCCCUUUAAUCCUUUCACACUCGCCUUGUUCUGGCACACUCCACCCCCGACCAUGCCACACUCAUUCUGUCACUUUAACCCCCCUUAACCCUGUCACACUCCCUCCUCUAACCAUGCCACAUUCAUCUCAACUCUGUGAUAAUUCCCCAUCCCCAACCAUGCUAUACUCUGUCACAAUAAUGCCUCCUGUCACACUCAUCCCCCAACCAUGCCACACUUGCCCUGUCACACUCACCUCCCCCCCCCAGCCCUCUAAUACUGACCUUACAUCAUUUCACCAACACCCAACCACAGUUUCCCCGUUACUCACCCUGUCACAGCUACCAGCUAAAGACAUUCACCAUGCCCACACAGUCAUGUUUGUGUUUAUAGCUGCAAUGUGAGGUAGGUAUGGUAUAGGCAAUGCAAAGGUCAAGUGACACUAUAGAAUUAAUUUUUCUUGUGGGCCCUUGACCUUUGCAUUGCCCAUACCAUAACAUCCUCACAUUGCAGCCCUAGAUACAAACACACAGAUACACACCCCUUGUAGAGAGAGCGCGCAUGUGUGUACACACAUAUACAAGGAACAACACAUAUAUAUUCUAUAGGACAAUAUAUAUUCUUAGGGAUUAUAGAAUAUGUGGGGAAAACUAGACUUUUCUUAUCUGUAAGUAUGUAAUGUUUGUUUUCAAUAACCUGUUUACGCAGGCACUUAUGUAUUCACGACUGCCAGGCUAUGCAACCAAAACCCUGCAAUCAUGUAUAAACGACAAGCAUAAUUGCACAUUGAAUUUGUUUGCAAGUUAUGCCAGAACUAUUGUCAUUAGAGCUCACAAUGCAGCAGCACAGGGAGCCGCAACACUGCAAGCCUCUGAACUCUGAAUACAAAGACCAGCUCUCUGUAUCCAGUGUUGAAAGACCGCCCUUCAAUAUAACUACAGCUCCUUAUACACACAAGAAGCAACCCCUAUUUUAUUUUAAUUUUUAAAACUAUGGUUGUUAGUGGGGGCCUCAUGUUUGAGUUUCGCCUAAAGCCUCACAAUGUCUAGAGCAGCCCCGUCUAGGUUACAUUAUGAGUAUUUCCAAAGGAGAAUGCUUUAAAUUAAAUUGACAAAUACUGCUUCUAAAUAUGAAUUUCUUACUGUAAAAUAUAUGAACCAUUUCAUAGUCAAACAUUUAUUGCUAUGGUUCCUCAUGUGUGCUAAAUUAUUUUUACUGCCUCUGGGUUUCUCCUAGGCUGUCUGCCGAAACAACAGCUUCUUCUCCUACACCAUGCAAAGUUGGUUUGGCACCACAAAGUAUACAAAACCUCUUGUACAGAAGCUUUGUUCACAUGAAAAUCUUCUGUGUAGCAAGACCUGUUACAACUCCGUUAACAUCGCAUUCCUGAUUGACGGUUCCAGCAGCGUUGGGGACCUGAACUUUCGCAUCAUGUUGGAGUUUAUAAUGAGUAUAAUCCGUGCUUUUGAGGUCUCCGAUGUGGGCGCUAAGGUGGGAGCUCUCCAGUUUACUUAUGACCAACGCAUUGAAUUUGGUUUGAAUGACUUUGCCACAAAGGAAGAAGUAAUGCAAGCACUGCGAAAUAUCCGCUACAUGAGCGGUGGUACAGCCACGGGAGAUGCUAUUAAUUUUGCUGUCCGUAACUUCUUUGAACCAAUUAAGGAUGGGCACAACAAGAACUUCCUUGUUAUAAUCACAGAUGGUCAAUCCUAUGAUGAUGUCAGAGGUCCAGCAGCAGCUGCCCAUAGAGCAGGUAGGGCACUGAUUUCCCCCUAUUCCAUUAUUGUUCAACCUAUACAAGUUACAUGCCCAAGGCAGCUAUUAAUUCAGUUUACAUUAAACCAGGCAAUUACAUUUUUCAUUUUGGCCAACUGGUUGUCAUGUAUACCUGAAUCUGGGCAGAACAAACCCUGAUGCUUUGCAAGAACAUAAAAAUCACCACCACCACCCGAGCGAUGAGUAGCCCUGCACAGAUGUGUUUCAGGUGGUACGAACAAAUCAAAUGCCUUUUAAUCUGCAACUGUAUAAAUUGAUCCUACUGGAAUUUACCUGUGGAGUCUUAUUUAUUGAUAGAGAUUGGUAAAUCCAAGAAGGAUCAAUUCACUGGGCACAGCUUAAAAGGGCAUCUGAUUAAUUCGUAUCAGCUAAAACAUCUGUGCAAACGUCUAUACCGCAGAGUACUCUCUGUAUCUUGGCUUUUGCAAUUAUGUGGAGCUGCUCUGGAAAGGCCUUUAAGACUGUCAGCAGGUGGGUGAUUUCUCUAGAAAGCCAAAGUUUAUUUUCUCUAGUUUGUACCUUACGAGAGAGUUUAACCUGAUUUUUCUAUUUGCAGGGGUAACAGUGUUUUCUGUUGGUGUAGCAUGGGCACCUCUAGAAGACAUCAAGGACAUGGCCUCUGAACCCAAGAACUCGCACACAUUCUUCACAAGAGAAUUCCCAGGCCUGGAGCAAAUUGCACCCAGCAUUACUCGUGGGAUCUGCAGAGAUUACCUGGAUGCACAGAAGUAAGGAAGUCGGGCAGAGCCCCUAUGAGAGGACUGCGAGUGGCAGUUUUAAGAUAUAGACAAGCUGUCUUUUCUGUAUCAGGGGAAUCAGGGUGAAUGCAGUACCCAGGCACAUCAGAUAGAGGUGCAUUUAACAACGUGUCAGGGAUGAACAACAAAUGACAGCUUAGAGGUAUAGCCUUUUGUUAUUGCCACACUGAGAGAGUUCAAUAUCAUUUUAGCUACUUUUCACAGCAUAUCUGCUAAAAUGUAUCAGCUCAAAUUCUGGAUUACUCAGACAGUUUUCUAUACAGUUUCAAAGGGUAUGCUGUUAUGGCUUUUAAUCUAUUAGCAAACAGGAAUAAAUCCAUUAAAAGCUUUGACCUUCAUAACAGGAAAAGGGCACUAUAUAUAUAUUUUUUUAUAAAACACUUCAGUUAUUCGUUUGUGUCAUUAAUGAGAUCCUAUCAUUGUGUAGCUUCCCGCUUGCCCAGUAUGAUAUUGAUAGACUACAAAUGUAUUAUCUAAAAGGCGACUUGUCAGGAAUUUAAGGUGGAAUUCAGGUUGUAGGUCAAAAUAUCUGAAGAUAACGUUUCCAACCGACCUAUUUUGGUCUACAAUCUAAAAUUUACUUUGAAUUCCCGACAGCCAAAACUUUGCAAAUAACUGUAAAUUGUGAAAAUGAUGUUCUUUUGGUUUUGCAGUACAUGUUGAUGAAACCAACCCAAAAAUAAAUAGAAGUUUAAAACAAAACCACAGGGUGGCAGUGUUGUACCCAAUUCACCCACAUUCUAACGUUUUCAGUUCAGAACACUAAGAAAUCAUUCACAUGGAACAGCAUAACAGUUCAUGUAAAAGAUACAUUACAUUUUCACCUACAAAUCAAAGACUGAAUGAAUGAACAUAUAUACGUAUGGUCUGUGCAGGUGGAUGUUUGUCAGGGAUACUAUGAUUCUAUUCAUUUUCUCACUCACAUUCAAUGUCUAUCUUUCUAGCCGCCAAAACAUGCAAACAAUGUGUGUGUAUAUACUUGUAUCAUAACUGAUGCAUAGAUUUGAUAAAUGGGUUAAGGAGACAGUGGCUCUGAGCAAUGUACAUUAUUCCCUGGCUUGAAGUUGAUUUUGUGUAGUCCCAGAAUUAAGCAACACGUGUUAUGCACUAACAAAAUCUAAACUGUCCCAAGAUGCACAAAGCAAGAUAUUUAGAUUUUCUUUGUCUACAACCCCUCUCACCAGAACGGCUGCUGUUGAGCUUUGGUGACCCCCUGAGUGCUCAAAUUGUUUUACCAAAAACAGAAUGGCACCAUAAACACUACAUCAGCCUCAGGUUGUUACACCAUUUAUUCAGAUUAGUCUUUUUUUUUAUUUUUUAUUACUGGUGUAUUGGUUAUGGUGCCACUAGGCUGCAGAUGCUGUCAUUGUUCUUAAUGAAACCAUUUGCGCAGUUCUGGUGAGUGUCGGACUAAAUUACUAGAAAAUGGUUUAACUAUAAACCCACAGCCAAUUAGUGGUUACAAUGUCUAGGCUAUUCUUGUAAUAAAAUCAAUUGUAUACAUGAAAAUACUUCUCGUAUUGAAUCCUAAACUUUCUGAGUUGAAAUGUGAAAGCACAUGCAUUUAUAAAAUACGGAGUCCUGCGCUGCUGUUCUCCAUGUACACUAUAAAAAGCUGUGUUUUCUUUCCUUCUAAAAAAAACUAAAUGUAUUUUAAUGUAGUGAAGUCAAAACCCUAAACUUGGCCUAGGAGCUAGAAACUUAUUCAGAUCACUUUCUUUGUAUUUUUGUCUGUGUUGAAUAUGUUAAGUUCAUAAUAAAUCGAUUCAACCAGGUAUACAGGUACACCAUUUAAUAUUUAUUAUAUGCAUUUUAUAUACAUUAUUUUUCAACAACUGUACUUCUGCAUUUGUGGUACAAUCUUAAAAAGUUGCCGAUUUGCAGUCUGUAAAACGAAAAACCUUACAAAACUCUCAAACUGAUCAGAAAUUUAUUUUUCUUUUGUGGAAGACUAGAAAAAUUAUGUGAAACGGUCUUAGCCAUGCAUAACACAAAAUAAAAUUAUUUAGCUACACCAGAAACCUAAUAGUGUUUUAGUAAUGGUGAAAAUGGGUGCAGGUGGGGACUAGACAAAAAGUCUAGACAAAUGUCAAAUGAAUCACCUGCAGAUCUCAAACUGCAAGAAAAAGGCUAAAAUGGCAAUCCAUGUGACAUUCAGCCUUAUUCUACAACUUAACUUCACUUAAUAUCAGGGAUAGCCUGCCUUGACUGGGUGAGCGUUAUAUGAAAAGAAAUAUGAGGGUUUGGUUAUCGAUUGUUCAUCCUUGAAAAUGAAACUCUAUAGUAAAGAAAGCGAAUGUACCAACGUACUCUCUGCAUUGCUGGAAUUUGUCACACGGGCCACAAACCGUCAAAAGUCCUUUGUCACAUAAAAAAAAAAAAAAGCUGAAAUAAAUAACAAUGAGCUGUUGUAACUAAUCAGGGAAACGUUCGGAUAAAUUAACUCGUUGUUAAAGUAAAGAUACAAAAUAUCACACAGUGAUAGAAUGCUGCGAUUGUGAAGGAGGUGGGAAGGAGCAAACGGCAGAGUGCCAGGACCCCGAACUUCUGCCUGGUCGUAGCACAACCAAAGUGGUCAGUGGAAGUUGGAAUCAAAUGCCCAAUCACGGGCAGCUUCUCCCCCCCCCCCAUUUACCCAAGACACAGUAGUUGCUAUUUAUUCAAAGGAGCCAUGUGCCGGCCCAUUGUUUGAAUAAAAGGUCUGCUGUGCAAGGCAAAUUUGUGGUAAGUCCACUCUAACUCCAGGCUAUAUGUUGCUUUGUAGAUUGGGGGGAGGGGGGACAGGGGAGUUCACAAAAACAAAUUUUCCUUGUGAAAAGUAGGAGGCAGUAUAAAAAGCUGUAAAAUUCAUUUCACUUUCAGAUUUUAAUAUGGCUGAUAAAAACACUGCAAUUCUGCGACCGCUGAAUAAUAAUUAAAAAAAAAAAAGUAACAAAAGCUUUAAAUCUUACAGUUCGACCCAAACCUUGUGUAUAUGCAAGACUAAUGCUAAAAAAAUAUAUAUAUAAGUACACACAAACCUUCCUUGCAAGAGGAAAAAAAAAAAAAAACUUAAAAAAAAUCUCCACAAUGUCUUCAUUGGCAGCCAGGCACUGAGAGAGUUAACACUGCCAAAUGUUCAUCCUUGCAAAAGAUAACAGCUUGUGGAGAUCGGCAGAGCACAAUAUACAACAACCUAUUCUGGGAGAACAUAGGACAAUGCUAGCUGAUACAAGUCCUUCAAAGUUCUGGUGAAACUUGUCAAUAGAUAAAACCUAGUUAAAGUCACAGCUGCAUUAUUAGAACAUGAUUUGCAGGAGGUGUGUGCAUGCCAGAGGAUGGGACAUGACAGAGUCCACAUCCCUGUGUUAGUUGCUUUUCUGAAAAAUGAUGGUUUAGGGUCUGAAAUCAAAAAGUACAAUGCAAAAAAAAAUAAGGACUAAAUGUGUGCAUACACAUAUCCACACACACACACAUCCUGAGCAGGAGUUAUAAAUACUGGUUACUUGUAAAAUAAGAUUAAAAAACAAAAAGGGGUUAAUUACAGUGAUUACAGCCCAGAAUUGAGCUGCCCUGAUAUUAGAGGAUAUGGGGAAGAGUCUGCUGCUCAGUAACCAGUAUCUCCCUGUCCUGCAGAGGGAGCUCUGCCUUGUAGUGUCAGUGAGUGGGUGGCAGUGAUGUUUUAACAUUUUAUUUAAAUACCACUAGUGCCUUCUCAAUGUGUGUCCCAAAUGCACUGGCAGCUCUCAGGGGGGUAAGUCACACGAAGACCUUGGCUAGGGCAUCGGCUCCAGCACUGGCAAUGAAUGCUUUGGAUGGGUGAAAGGCAACAUCGUAAAUGGACUCGUCCAACUUCUUGCGGUGUGCAGUAAUCUCCUGCACACACGUCUUGCUAUCCAAGUUCCACAGUCUGAUGGAACAAUCGUGGCCUGAGAGAAAACACGAAGGGGUCAGAUUUGUUCUAAUACACAAUAUAUGCUUUAAAUUCUCUA
Messenger RNA from Pelobates cultripes (western spadefoot toad), 47401 nucleotides. The record is from the annotation of a GenBank genome assembly. Lineage: Eukaryota; Metazoa; Chordata; Amphibia; Anura; Pelobatidae.